Messenger RNA from Rhopalosiphum padi (bird cherry-oat aphid), 49409 nucleotides. RefSeq lists its product as uncharacterized. Lineage: Eukaryota; Metazoa; Arthropoda; Insecta; Hemiptera; Aphididae. The transcript is spliced from 41 exons. Gene Ontology annotation, cellular component: membrane; T-tubule; axon initial segment. The record is from RefSeq and is a predicted model, not a curated record. Gene Ontology annotation, biological process: negative regulation of delayed rectifier potassium channel activity; neuronal action potential; regulation of cardiac muscle contraction. Gene Ontology annotation, molecular function: transmembrane transporter binding. The coding region runs from base 492 to 48575 and encodes 16027 amino acids.
UCCGCGCGUACGAAUAUCAAGGAGAGGAAUAUCGUCGUUGUACGUGUAUAUAUUAUUAUCGUCAAAUACGCUUACACGAAUCAUCUUUCGGACUCCUGAGAUUUCUGUCGCCGGACCGACCAAACGAUCAAAUGCGCAUGCCGCGGGUGCGUUGAACGAUUGUCGCGAACCACGUAAUAUUAUUUACCAUUAUUAUUUUCGCAGCUAACCUGCAACUGUUUUUGAUAGUGAAUCGGCGAAAAGAUAAACGACGAUAAAUCGAUUCCCGUCGAAAGUGGUUUUGUUCGGUUUUAAUUUUUCGUUCCGUUUCGUGUUUUUUCAUCAAUCUCAGACCGUCCGCCCUCUUUUCACUGUCACGCGUCGCUCUCUGACGUACAUACACCCAAUAGUAAUAAUAAUAAUAAUAAUAUAUACAAGCGCGCUCGGAUAUACACCGCACACGCGGGCGUUGACAUUGACCGGGCGAUUAAAUAUUAAUAAUUAUUAUUAUUAUGAGCAACAAUAAGAAAAUCCCAUCCGUUCUUAACGUCAACGCGGAGGGGAAUACCUCUUCGUUUUUAAGAGCGGCACGAUCCGGGAAUCUUGAUAAGGUUAUUGAACACUUGAAAAAUAAAAUCGAUAUAAAUACAUCAAACUCUAACGGUUUAAAUGCCCUGCAUUUGGCUUCAAAAGAUGGGCAUUUGGAAAUCGUAAAAGAGUUAUUGAAAAGGGGCGCUAACGUAAAUUCGGCAACAAAAAAAGGAAAUACUGCACUUCAUAUUGCUUCUCUUGCGGGGCAAUAUGAUGUGGUGGUAACCCUCGUGGAACAUGGCGCAUUGGUCAAUGUGCAGAGUCAAAAUGGUUUCACCCCUUUGUACAUGGCUGCGCAAGAAAAUCAUGACAGAGUUGUUAAGUAUUUAUUAGCAAAUGGGGCCAAUCAAAAUCUGGCAACUGAGGAUGGAUUUACACCAUGCGCUGUUGCAAUGCAGCAAGGUCAUGAAAAGGUAGUAACUGUGUUAUUAGAAAAUGAUACCAAAGGUAAAGUGCGUCUCCCAGCAUUGCAUAUUGCAGCAAAAAAAGACGAUUGCAAGGCCGCAGAUUUACUCCUUCAAAAUGAUCAUAAUCCAGACGUAACAUCUAAGAGUGGAUUUACUCCAUUACAUAUUGCUUCGCAUUAUGGAAACGACGGUAUUGCUAAACUUCUCCUUGCUAAAGGUGCUGACGUCAACUACUCUGCUAAACACAACAUAACUCCUUUACAUGUGGCAGCGAAAUGGGGUAAAAGUAACAUGGUAUCUUUGUUGCUUGAGAGCGGCGCAAAUAUUGAAGCUAAAACUAGAGAUGGUUUAACGGCUUUACAUUGUGCUGCAAGAUCUGGACACGAUCAAGUUAUUGACAUGCUUUUACAAAGAAAUGCUCCAAUUAGUUCAAAGACCAAGAACGGUUUGGCGGCAUUGCACAUGGCGGCACAGGGAGAUCACGUGGAAGCCGCUAAAGUGUUAUUGUCCAAUAAUGCUCCCGUUGACGACGUGACCGUAGAUUAUUUAACCGGUCUUCACGUAGCCGCCCACUGCGGACACAUCAGGGUGGCUAAACUCUUAUUGGAGAAACAUGCGGAUCCCGAUGCUAGGGCGUUAAAUGGUUUUACGCCGUUGCACAUCGCAUGCAAGAAGAACCGUAUUAAAGUUGUGGAAUUGUUACUCAAGUACAACGCGAGCUUAGAAGCUACUACGGAAUCCGGUCUCACUCCGUUGCACGUCGCCAGUUUCAUGGGCUGUAUGAACAUCGUAAUAUUCCUGUUGCAACAUGAAGCCAAUCCGGAUCUACCUACAGUGAGAGGAGAAACGCCAUUGCAUCUGGCUGCCAGAGCCAAUCAGACGGAUAUCAUACGGAUAUUGCUCCGUAACGGAGCUCAAGUGGAUGCCAGGGCUAGAGAGAAACAAACACCGCUUCACAUAGCUUCCAGAUUGGGUAACGUGGACAUCGUAAUGUUACUGUUAGCCCACGGCGCGGCAGUCGAUUCGACCACGAAAGAUCUAUACACCGCUCUACAUAUUGCCUCUAAAGAAGGCCAGGAGGAGGUUGCAUCAGUGUUGUUGGAGAAUGAAGCCUCAGUGACAGCAACCACUAAAAAAGGGUUUACCCCACUACAUUUGGCAUCAAAAUAUGGCAACAUUAAAGUCACCAAGUUGCUAUUACAAAAACAAGCUCCAGUUGAUGCACAAGGAAAGAACGGCGUAACACCAUUACAUGUAGCAAGUCAUUAUGACAAUCAAGCUGUUGCUUUAAUGUUGCUUGACAAACAGGCAUCACCUCAUGCCAUAGCAAAGAAUGGCCACACACCACUUCAUAUAGCGGCAAAAAAGAAUCAGAUGGAUAUUGCAGUAACAUUAUUAGACUAUGGAGCAAAAGCAAAUGCUGAGUCAAAAGCAGGAUUUACUCCUCUUCAUCUUAGUUCUCAGGAAGGUAACGUCGAGAUGACUACUUUACUUUUGAACCAUAAUGCCGAUCCUAACUAUAAAUCAAAGAACGGUUUAACACCAAUGCAUCUCUCCGCACAAGAAGACAAACAUAAAGUUGCUGUUGUGUUGGAUAAUUAUCAUGCAGAUAUCAAUCCGGAAACUAAAGCUGGAUUUACUCCCUUACACGUCGCUUGUCAUUUUGGUCAAUUAAACAUGGUUCGAUUCAUAACUGCUCGCCAAGGAGUUAAUAUUAACGCGACUACAGCUUCGGGAUAUACACCACUUCACCAAGCAUCUCAACAAGGCCAUUCUACCAUUGUAAGCCAUUUAUUGGAUAAAGGAGCUGAUCCAAAUUUAUUGACAAGUCAAGGACAAACGGCUCUGUCAAUUUCUCAGAAAUUGGGUUACAUAAGUGUAGUAGAGGCUUUGAAGAAUGUUACUAAAGCAGUACCUUCAUCGACUACGGACGAAAAAUACAAAGUAAUUUCUCCAGAAACUAUGCAAGAAACAUUUAUGUCAGAUUCAGAAGAUGAAGGAGGUGACGUUUUGCAAAGCGGAAGCGUCGAGUAUGGUCUCAACACUAGAGCUCAACUAACACAAAAUGUUAUCGUUUCGUCACGCGAAGAAACAAUGAUAAACGAACAGUCAUACAGGUAUUUAACAGGAGAGGAAAUGAAGGGCUUCGGCGACGAAUCAGCUCCUAUCGAUGUCACGCGGGAUGAGAGAUGUGACGUGAAUACUGUACCCCCCACAUCUAUCGACGAAGCCAUCAGUCCACAGACCGUAUAUGACAGUUACAGCGGCCCUGUGGAUAAUGUCGACAUUGUUAAAUAUCCACCUCAUGUUGGACGUUUGCAAUGGAAAACGUUUUUGGUUAGCUUCUUGGUAGACGCUCGCGGCGGAGCGAUGCGCGGAUGCCGGCAUAGUGGUGUCCGCGUAAUCGUUCCACCCCGACGAGCUUCUAUGCCUACAAGGGUAACUUGCCGAUAUUUAAGACGUGAAAAAAUGGUGCACCCGCCACCGUUAAUGGAAGGCGAAUCGUUAGCCAGCAGAAUACUCGAACUCGGUCCUGUGGGAGCUAAGUUUUUGGGGCCGGUUAUGAUCGAAGUACCGAAUUUCGGAUCACUCCGUGGAUCUGAAAGAGAAAUCGUUGUUCUCAGAUCGGAAAAUGGCGAGACGUGGAGGGAACACACGGUUGAAGUGACUGACGAAGUCGUCAAAGACAUACUCGGAGCGAAUUUUGAAAAAGAAGACCGCGACCCGUGGCAUUCCGGUAACCGUCUGACGCGGAUCGUGACGACGGAAUUUCCGCAUUACUUUGCCAUCGUGUCCAGAGUCAAGCAAGAAGUACACGCUAUCGGGCCGGAGGGUGGAAUGGUCUCUUCGACGGUGGUGCCACAGGUGCAGGCGGUAUUCCCGCAGGGAGCGCUCACCAAGCGUAUUAAAGUCGGCCUACAGGCACAACCAAUCCCAUCUGAGCUGACAGCCAAAUUGCUGGGUAACAGAGUGGCCGUAUCACCCAUUGUCACCGUCGAACCUAGAAGGCGAAAGUUUCACAAGCCUAUCACGCUCACGUUGCCCUUACCACAGGCCUCUUCUAAGGGGAUGAUCAAUCACUACACGGGCGAUGCGCCCACACUCAGGCUUUUAUGCAGCAUCACAGGCGGAACAUCCAGAGCACAAUGGGAGGAUGUUACGGGCUCGACGCCUCUUACAUUUAUCAACGAUUGCGUAUCGUUCACUACAACUGUUUCGGCACGAUUUUGGCUGAUGGAUUGUCGAAACGUGGCGGACGCGUCUAAAAUGGCUACCGAACUAUACCGGGAAGCUAUACACGUACCAUUUAUGGCCAAAUUUGUAGUGUUUGCUAAACGAACAGACACGAACGAAGCUAGAAUACGGUUGUUCUGUAUGACGGACGAUAGGGAAGACAAAACCUUAGAACACAAAGAACAUUUUACCGAAGUCUCAAAUAGUAGAGACGUUGAGGUUCUGGAAGGCAAGCCCGUAUACGUGGAAUUUGCAGGAAAUCUCGUGCCAGUCACCAAGUCCGGCGAACAGCUCAGAUUGGUGGUGCGGGCGUUCAAAGAAAACAGAUUACCAUUCACUAUGCGCGUAAAAGACCCCAGUGCCGAACCACGUUCGUGGACUAUAAUAAUGAAAGAACCAAAAGUUUCUAAAAAUGAACCCGCUCAAACGCCAGUUUGUGUUUUACAAUUCGGAUUGCCCGAAAACAUUGUACACGAUACAGAUGUCAAUGUUGAUGAACAUUACAAUUACACAUACACCCAUGAUUCAAACACCGAGACACACAAACGUGCUGAACUGAGAAUAACCGAUAUUAGUAAUUUCGUGUCUGAAGAUUGGAUUAAUUUGGCACACGAAUUGGGUUUCCAAUCGACAGAUAUUGCUCAAAUCCAGAGAGAAUAUCCAGAUAGUAGCGGUCAACAGUGUAUGAGUAUGCUUAACUUAUGGAUGAACGAAAUAUCUGGCCAAGAUUCCGUCAUCGCUUUAGAGAGAGCUUUAAACAAUAUAGGUAGAGUUGAUGUUGUGGAAAAGUGUAAUUUUGCGGAGAUCGGGCACUAUCCUUCGCAAAAUGGCGUUUACGCAGAAUCAGAGAAACAUCAAAGCUCUCAAUCUCCGAACAACAAAUACGCUGCCGAAGAGAAGGCUGUGAUUGAAGAUGAGAUCGUUAAAACCGUGACUGAGAGACGAAUGGAAAUCGAACAACGGUUGAACGGUGAACCGGUGACCAUCGAGAAGAAAUAUGAACCAUUCGCCAGGGGAGACGACGUGGUCCAGAUGACAUCUAAACCUACGGAGAUGCCCGCUGUUGAACCAAUCGAACCCACCGAGGUGUCAUUCGAACACAAACGUAUGUCAUUCGAGAGAGGCGUGUCGAUCGAACAGGUACUCCAAGAAGACAUCCCGAUUAAAGACAAAUCAUUCAUGUUGGAAGAGAAAAAGAUGACGUCGAUCGACGAAAAACCUAUCGAUGUAGACAUGGAUGUAGACGCAACGAGUUUAACGUUUCAUGAAAAGCGAUUGUCGUUCGAGCAAGGCAUACCUGUCAAGGAAAUCAUUCAAAAAAAGGUGGAGGAUACCACCACUGUUCCUGGACACGGAAAAGAAUCAACAACGGUAAUUGAAACCGAAAAGUCAGCCGUAAAGAGCGAUACAACGUUGGCAGAAGACGCAAAACUUUCCGAUACAAAAUCAGUACCAAAACCUAGUAUUGAAUUGACUAAAGACACAGAUGAGCAAAUAAGACGCGAUUCAAUAUUGUUUGAAGAAGUUUCUCAAGGUUUGGUUAAACUAGAUUCAAAUGGAUCAAAAGUAGAAGACAAAUCUGAAUUAUUAUCACCUCAAUCAUCUAGAACUCCUCCACCUAGCCCUGCGGAGUUCAAAGAAAUAGAGCAACAAAAUGAAUCUAAACAACGCCAGACAGAAUCUAUGUCUGCAGAAAAAGAACCACAAACAGCAUUGUGGUCACAGGACAAUGAUGACUUGUUGGACACUCAUGGUUUCGGUGAACAUCUCAACGGCAUUGAAACGCCAAAUUUAUCGAAGCCAAAAAUUCAUAAAUCGUUGGCGGACAUUGAUGAAGAAUUUGAGGAACGAUCGGUUGUGUUGCAUCCUUUUUUUGAUCAACCAAAAAAAGAUAUUUACGAACAAGUACAAUUUGUAAAACAUCAUGAUGAUUCACCUGCAUUUGAUAGCCCAUUGACAGAUAAAAGUGUAUCUCAUCACGAUACAGGAAUAAGUCUAACUAGAGAAUAUUCUGAUACUUUAACUAGUUCAGGAAUAAAAACAAAACCUAAACAUACAGAUACAGCUUUUGAUGAAGAAGCAGAACUCACUGAUAAUGGAUUAAGUCCAAUUCAACCUGAUGAAGUCGGACUUGCAGCUAAUGAAAUAAUAGAAAUAAAAAAGAAAAUUGGAAUGUAUGAUGCUGGAAAUAGCCCAAUAAUAUUUAUGGAGUCAAUAGCAUUAUCUCCUUUCGAAACAGUGACAAGUGAUGUAUCUACUAUUACUGAUGAUGUGAAAAAAAUUGAUGUAGCAAACAGUCCAAUAGAAUCAAAUAAAAUUCAAAGAAACAUAGACACAACAGUAGACGUAAAAAAAAUGAUAAUGCAAUUGGAAAAAUCUGGUGCAGGAGUGGAAGACGCGACGUUCCAACAAUCACCAAAAAGAAAACCACCAGUGAAAACACUUCUAUCAGAAUCAGUACUUCCAGAGGAACAUCAAACUUUAUACAUUGACAUUGACAAAAAUCAUAAGAAAAAUGAUACAAAUACAAUGAAUAUACAAUCAAAACUAGAUGAAGUAAUUAAAACUGAAAAAUGCGUGUUGGAACAUUUAGAAAAAGUUGUAGAUACCUCCAAAAAUAAUUCAGAGCUAGAAAGAAAAUUAUUGCAAAUUGUUAACAUAGAAACAAGUAUGCUGCAUAAGUUCGAAAAAAUAAUAGAUAAAAACGAUGAAAGUGUUAAUAAUUCAUGUUUAAAAAACUUAGAAAAAAAUAUUAUACCAAUUGAGAAAACUGAUGAAAAGCUUCAAAAAGUAGACACUAUGUUGGAUGCAUUACAACAAUCACCCAAAAAAUGUAGUGAAGAUAAAAUUGAAAAAAAAUAUAUAGAUACGGGAUAUAAAAAAGAAGAAAGUAUUAUGGAACCAAUUAAAGUUACAGGUAUUUCUAAAGAAUUAAAACAAUUAAUUGAUAAUGAAGAAGAAGAACAAGAAAGAAUGUAUAGAGUACUAAUGAAUGAAAAUAAUACAGAUAAAAAUAUAUAUAGCAAUAAAAUACCUGUAGUUGAAGAAAUAAUAACUCCUAAACGUGUAAAAUCAACUACCAAAAAAGAUAAUACCAUAGAUGAUUCACAAAAUAUUGAAUUCAAUAAGAUUGCCACAAAUUCUAAAGAUUCGAUAUUAUCAACAAAGGAAAAAAUAAACUUUAAUUUUAAAAAUCCAAAUUUAAAAGAGAAUGAACAAUUAAAUACAGAAAAAUAUAAAACUGAAAUAAAAGAAGUAUUAAAAAAAAAUACAAAUGACCAAAAAAAUAAAAUAUUUUAUGAAGAAGAUGAUGAAGAAGAAUCAGAUAUUUUUGAAAAAUUUACUCGAGAACAUUUAAAGAAGUCUAUAGAUCUAUCACAUAUGGACAUUGAAAAUGAUGAUAAAGAUAGAAAAAAUGAUACAAAAGAUAAAGAUUUUGAUAUUGUAGAUGAAGAAAAUGAAAUAAACAACACUAAAAAAGAUAAAUCAAUAUUAUUUAUUCCUAAAACAAUAGAAAAAGGUUUAAAAGAUAUAACGAUGACACUAACAAGUAUUGUAAAAAAAAUGGAUGUAAAUGAUAUGUCAGGAAAGAAAAAUGAGAGUGAAGGAGGAGAUAAAGAAACUAAAGUAAUAAUUGAAAGUACAAAGCAAGGGAGUGGAGAAAUAGAAUCAAAUAAACAUAAAAAUACUAAAAAAACUAAUACUAAAAAAGAUCUAAAACCUAAUAUAACCCCACAAACUCCAAUUUUAAAAAGAGAUACUUUAGCAAUAGGCAAAAUAAAAAAUGAUGAUUUAAAAAAUGACAGUAUAGAAUCUUGUAAGUAUAAUACAGAAAAAGACAUUAAAAGGGAACUAGUUGAUAAGGAAACCGAUAAUAAUGAACAAUUAAAGAUAAAUAAAGAUAUAAUUGAAAAUAAUGAACUUAUAAUUUCGACUAAUAACACAGUAAAAGAAAUAAACAAAAACAUACUAAAAACAGACGACUCUAACAUAAAUAAAAACUAUAAAACAAAAAAUAAUGAAACAGACAUAGAUAUUGACCAAACUCUGACAGAUAAAAAUAAAGAAUUAAAAACCGAUAAAAAUACAAUCAUAAAAAAAUUACCAUUAAAUCAAAAUGAAGUAAAACAAAAUUAUGAUUCAAUUAUCAAUAAUUCGAAAAAUCAAAAAGUAUUUGAGCAAAAAUAUAGUGAAAAUCAAAAUGAGAAAUUCGAAAUUGGUACAAAUAUAAAAAUCGAAAAUAAAACAAAAAGUACAACUUCAUGUUCCUAUGAAAAGUACGAAAAAACUGAAACAAAUACAAAAACAUUCAUACAAAAAACAGAAAUCGAACAAACAGAAACAAAAACAACAAAUAAUAAUCACAAAACCCAUCACAAGGAAAAAUUAAUAAAGGUUGAACCUACAGAUUUUGAAAACAUUAAAAUAAAUGAGAGAGGUGGGAUAAUAACACACGAAACUAGAAAACUUAAAAUACCAGAAGAAAAAUCUAUACCGCAACAAAAUGAAAGAGUAGAUGAACAAUCAAAAACAGAAAACAACAAAUCAAAACCUUAUAUAGAAAGUAUUGAAAGUGACAAAAUACAUUUUGAUGAGUUUUAUAAAUGGGUAGAUAAGUUAGUAGAAGAAAAAAAUGAAAAUGUAAUAAAUAAAGAAAACGAAGACAUAAAAAAACGAAUAUUUAAAACACUUAGAACAGCAUCCAUUGACAAAGAACAUAUAGAAGACGAAUCAAAUGCAGUUAAAGAAUUAAUAUCCAAUCAAGUCAUUACAAAAUACUCAAAUGAAGAGCCAAAAGAUAUACUAACAACAACUAAACCAAAAACAAAACAAACAAUAACAGAAACUGCUACCAUAUUGAAAACAAAAAGUAAAGUGAUCACCGAAAACAAAAAAACAGGCAAUUUAACAAAAAAUGUUGAGACAAUUAAAGACGGAUCAACAACGGAACAAAAUAAAAAAGAUAGCGAAAGCGUAGAACCGAAUAACACAAACAUGAAAAACAAUGUAGUACAUGGAAAUGAAAAAUACAUAAAUGUAAAAGAUAAUCCAAUAACAGUAACAUUUGAACCAAUGAUGGUACCAAAAAUAACUAAAUUCGAAAUAGUCCAACAGAUAAACAUAGAGUCAAAACCAGUUGAAAAACAAAAAACUCCAAACGAAUUUCCUGAAACGAAACAAGAAGAUCAAAUUCACUUCAUUAAAACAGAAACAAAUGAAAUAAUCGAAAUUAAAAGUAAUAAAAAAUUAUCGAAUGAAACUAUUAUGCCCGAAAAAGAUAACAAAAAACUAAAUAUCUUUAAAAUUGAUCUAAAAAAAUCUCAAACGAACAAUUCAAGUAAAUUAAUAGAUAUUCAAAACGACACAACAGAAGCAUUACAAAGUAACACUGCUUUAACUAAAUAUGAUACAAAGGAAUCAGUUAACUUAACACUCACUAAAAAGAACAUCCCUGAAACUCUAAAAGACCAGUCUAUUCUAGAUAAAAACACAAUCAAAAAAUCUGAUAGUAUUAAAUAUGAAACAAAACAAAAAUCUCAAAAAGUAAUAAAUAGUGAAUCCAAAACUACCGAAAUAAUCGAACAUGAAUUAAUAACUCACAAACCAAUAACUGAAAAAAUAGAAUUGACUAAAUCUGAUUCGAAAGAUUCGAUUAAAUCCAUAACUAGUGAAAAAGACUUGAAAGGGUUAUUAACUGACGAUAAAGAUUCAAAUAAACCAACAACUGAUAAAAUUAAUUUAACCAAAUCUGAUUCGAAAGAUUCGAUUAAAUCCGCAACUAGUGAAAAAGAGUUGACAGUAUUAUUAAAUGACGAUAAAGAUCCCAAAAAACCAACAACUGAUAAAACUGAUUUCACUAAAUCUGACUCCAAAGAAUCGAUUAAAUCUUUAACUAGUGAAAAAGAGUUGACAGUGUUAUUAACCGACGAUAAAGAUUCAAAUAAACCAACAACUGAUAAAAUUAAUUUAACCAAAUCUGAUUUGAAUGAAACAAUUAAAUUAACACCUGUUGUGCAGGACAUUCAUAAAACUCUAAAAGAUGUACCUAUUCUAGAUAAACCAACAAUCGAAAAAUCUGAUACUAUUAAAUAUGAUACAAAACAUGAAUCAGCAAAAAUAAUAAAUAUUGAGUCAAAAAUUACUGAAAUUAUCAAACAUGAAUUAAUAACUGACAAACCGAUAACUGAUAUAUUAGAAUUGACUAAAUCUGAUUCGAAAGAUUCGAUUAAAUCCAUUACUAGUGAAAAAGAGUUGACAAUAUUAUUAACUGACGAUAAAGAUCCCAAAAAACCAACAACUGAUAAAACUGAUUUAACUAAAUCUGACUCCAAAGAAUCGAUUAAAUCUUUAACUAGUGAAAAAGAGUUGAAUGUAUUAUUAACUGACGAUAAAGAUCCCAAAAAACCAACAACUGAUAAAUCUGAUUUAACUAAAUCUGAUUUGAAUGAAACAAUUAAAUUAACACCUGUUGUGCAGGACAUUCAUGAAACUCUUAAAGAUGUACCUAUUCUAGAUAAACCAACAAUCGAAAAAUCUGAUACUAUUAAAUAUUAUACAAAACAUGAAUCAGAAAAAAUAAUAAAUCUUGAAUCCAAUACUACUGAAAUUAUCAAACAUGAAUUAAUAACUGACAAACCGAUAACUGAUAUAUUAGAAUUGACUAAAUCUGAUUCGAAAGAUUCGAUUAAAUCCAUAACUAGUGAAACAGACUUGAAAGGGUUAUUAAAUGACGAUAAAGAUCCCAAAAAACCAACAACUGAUAAUAUUGAUUUAACAAAAUCUGAUUCAAAAGAUUCAAUAAUAUCAUUAACUAGUGAAAAAGACUUGAAAGGGUUAUUAACUGACGAUAAAGAUCCCAAAAAACCAACAACUGAUAAAACUGAUUUCACUAAAUCUGACUCCAAAGAAUCGAUUAAAUCAUUAACUAGUGAAAAAGAGUUGACAGUAUUAUUAAACGACGAUAAAGAUCCCAAAAAACCAACAACUGAUAUCAUAGAAUUGACUAAAUUUGAUUCGAAAGAUUCGAUUAAAUCCAUAACUAGUGAAAAAGAGUUGACAGUAGUAUUAACCGACGAUAAAGAUCCCAAAAAACCAACAACUGAUAAAAUUGAUUUAACCAAAUCUGAUUCGAAAGAUUCGAUUAUAUCUUUAACUAGUGAAAAAGAGUUGACAGUAUUAUUAACUGACGAUAAAGAUCCCAAAAAACCAACAACUGAUAAAUCUGAUUUAACUAAAUCUGAUUUGAAUGAAACAAUUAAAUUAACACCUGUUGUGCAGGACAUUCAUGAAACUCUAAAAGAUGUACCUAUUCUAGAUAAACCAACAACCGAAAAAUCUGAUAAUAUUAAAUAUGAUACAAAACAUGAAUCAGAAAAAAUAAUAAAUAUUGAAUCCAAAACUACUCAAAUUAUCAAACAAGAAAUAAUAACUGCUAAACCGAUAACAGAUAUAAUAGAAUUGACUAAAUCUGAUUCGAAAGAUUCGAUAAUAUCAUUAACUAGUGAAACAGACUUGAAAGGGUUAUUAACUGACGAUAAAGAUCCCAAAAAACCAAAAACUGAUAAUAUUGAUUUAACCAAAUCUGAUUCGAAAGAUUCGAUUAAAUCCAUAACUAGUGAAACAGACUUGAAAGGGUUAUUAAAUGACGAUAAAGAUCCCAAAAAACCAACAACUGAUAAUAUUGAUUUAACAAAAUCUGAUUCAAAAGAUUCAAUAAUAUCAUUAACUAGUGAAAAAGACUUGAAAGGGUUAUUAACUGACGAUAAAGAUCCCAAAAAACCAACAACUGAUAAAACUGAUUUCACUAAAUCUGACUCCAAAGAAUCGAUUAAAUCAUUAACUAGUGAAAAAGAGUUGACAGUAUUAUUAAACGACGAUAAAGAUCCCAAAAAACCAACAACUGAUAUCAUAGAAUUGACUAAAUUUGAUUCGAAAGAUUCGAUAAUAUCAUUAACUAGUGAAACAGACUUGAAAGGGUUAUUAACUGACGAUAAAGAUCCCAAAAAACCAACAACUGAUAAUAUUGAUUUAACCAAAUCUGAUUCGAAAGAUUCGAUUAAAUCCAUAACUAGUGAAACAGACUUGAAAGGGUUAUUAAAUGACGAUAAAGAUCCCAAAAAACCAACAAAUGAUAAAAUUGAUUUAACCAAAUCUGAUUCAAAAGAAUCGAUAAAAUCUUUAACUAGUGAAAAAGACUUGAAAGGAUUAUUAGCUGACGAUAAAGAUCCCAAAAUACCAACAGCUGUUAAAAAUGAUUUAACAACAUCUGAUUUAAAAGAAACAAUUAAAUUAACACCUGUUGAGAAGGACAUUCAUGAAACUCUUAAAGAUGUACCUAUUCUAGAUAAACCAACAAUCGAAAAAUCUGAUACUAUUAAAUAUGAUACAAAACAUGAAUCAGCAAAAAUAAUAAAUAUUGAGUCCAAAACUACUGAAAUUAUCAAACAUGAAUUAACAACUGACAAACCGAUGAGUGAUAUAUUAGAAUUGACUAAAUCAGAUUCGAAAGAUUCGAUUAAAUCAAUUACUAGUGAAAAAGAGUUGACAAUAUUAUUAACUGACGAUAAAGAUCCCAAAAAACCAACAACUGAUAAAACUGAUUUAACUAAAUCUGACUCCAAAGAAUCGAUUAAAUCUUUAACUAGUGAAAAAGAGUUGACAGUAUUAUUAACUGACGAUAAAGAUACCAAAAAACCAACAACUGAUAAAAUUGAUUUCACCAAAUCUGAUUCGAAAGAUUCGAUUAAAUCCAUAACUAGUGAAACAGACUUGAAAGGGUUAUUAAAUGACGAUAAAAAACCCAAAAAACCAACAACUGAUAAAACUGAUUUAACAAAAUCUGAUUCGAAAGAUUCAAUAAUAUCAUUAACUAGUGAAAAAGACUUGAAAGGGUUAUUAACUGACGAUAAAGAUCCCAAAAAACCAACAACUGAUAAAAUUGAUUCAACAACAUCUGAUUUAAAAGAAACAAUUAAAUUAACACCUGUUGAGAAAGACAUUCAUGAAACUCUUAAAGAUGUACCUAUUUUAGAUAAACCAACAAUCGAAAAAUCUGAUACUAUUAAAUAUGAUACAAAACAUGAAUCAGCAAAAAUAAUAAAUAUUGAGUCCAAAACUACUGAAAUUAUCAAACAUGAAUUAACAACUGACAAACCGAUAAGUGAUAUAUUAGAAUUGACUAAAUCUGAUUCGAAAGAUUCGAUUAAAUCAAUUACUAGUGAAAAAGAGUUGACAAUAUUAUUAACUGACGAUAAAGAUCCCAAAAAACCAACAACUGAUAAAAUUGAUUUAACUAAAUCUGACUCCAAAGAAUCGAUUAAAUCUUUAACUAGUGAAAAAGAGUUGACAGUAUUAUUAAUUGACGAUAAAGAUCCCAAAAAACCAACAACUGAUAAAUCUGAUAUAACUAAAUCUGAUUUGAAUGAAACAAUUAAAUUAACACCUAUUGAGAAGGACAUUCAUGAAACUCUAAAAGAUGUACCUAUUCUAGAUAAACCAACAACCGAAAAAUCUGAUAAUUUUAAAUAUGAUACAAAACAUGAAUCAGAAAAAAUAAUAAAUAUUGAGUCCAAAACUACUGAAAUUAUCAAACAUGAAUUAACAACUGACAAACCGAUAACUGAUAUAUUAGAAUUGAGUAAAUCUGAUUCGAAAGAUUCGAUUAAAUCAAUAACUAGUGAAAAAGAGUUGACAGUACUAUCAACUGACAAUAAAGAUCCCAAAAAACCAACAACUGAAAAUAUUGAUUUAACCAAAUCUGAUUCGAAAGAUACCAUUAAAUCCAUAACCAGUGAAACAGACUUGAAAGGGUUAUUAAAUGACAAUAAAGAUCCCAAAAAACCAACAACUGAUAAAAUUGAUUUAACCAAAUCUGAUUCAAAAGAAUCGAUAAAAUCUUUAACUAGUGAAAAAGACUUGAAAGGAUUAUUAGCUGACGAUAAAGAUCCCAAAAUACCAACAGCUGUUAAAAAUGAUUUAACAACAUCUGAUUUAAAAGAAACAAUUAAAUUAACACCUGUUGAGAAGGACAUUCAUGAAACUCUAAAAGAUGUACCUAUUCUUGAUAAACCAACAACCGAAAAAUCUGAUAAUAUUAAAUAUGAUACAAAACAUGAAUCAGAAAAAAUAAUAAAUAUUGAAUCCAAAACUACUCAAAUUAUCAAACAAGAAAUAAUAACUGCUAAACCGAUAACAGAUAUAAUAGAAUUGACUAAAUCUGAUUCGAAAGAUUCGAUUAAAUCAAUAACUAGUAAAAAAGAGUUGACAGGAUUAUUAAGCGACGAUAAAGAUUCCAAAAAACCAACAACUGAUAAAAUUGAUUUAACCAAAUCUAAUUCGAAAGAUUCCAUUAAAUCCAUAACUAGUGAGACGGACUUGAAAAGGUUAUUAACUGACGAUAAAGAUACCAUAAAACAAACAACUGACAAAAUUGAUUUAACAAAAUCUGAUUCGAAAGAUUCGAUUAAAUCAUUAACUAUUGAAACAGACUUGAAAGGGUUAUUAACUGACGAUAAAGAUCCCAAAAAACUAACAACUGAUAAAAUUGAUUUAACCAAAUCUGAUUCGAAAGAUUCGAUUAAAUCUUUAACUAGUGAAAAAGAGUUGACAGUAUUAUUAACUGACGAUAAAGAUCCCAAAAAACCAACAACUGAUAAAAUUGAUUUAACAACAUCUGAUUUAAAAGAAACAAUUAAAUUAACACCUAUUGAGAAGGACAUUCAUGAAACUCUUAAAGAUGUACCUAUUCUAGAGAAAUUAACAAUUGAAAAAUCUGAUACUAUUAAAUAUGAUACAAAACAUGAAUCAGGAAAAAUAAUAAAUAUUGAGUCCAAAACUACUGAAAUUAUCAAACAUGAAUUAACAACUGACAAACCGAUAAGUGAUAUAUUGGAAUUGACUAAAUCUGAUUCGAAAGAUUCGAUUAAAUCAAUAACUAGUGAAAAAGAGUUGACAAUAUUAUUAACUGACGAUAAUGAUCCCAAAAAACCAACAACUGAUAAAACUGAUUUAACUAAAUCUGACUCCAAAGAAUCGAUUAAAUCUUUAACUAGUGAAAAAGAUUUGACAUUAUUAUUAACUGACGAUAAAGAUCCCAAAAAACCAACAACUGAUAAAAUUGAUUUCACCAAAUCUGAUUCAAAAGAUUCGAUUAAAUCUAUAACUAGUGACAAAGAGUUGACUGUAUUAUUAACCGACGAUAAAGAUCCCAAAAAACCAACAACUGAUAAAAUUGAUUUAACUAAAUCUGACUCCAAAGAAUCGAUUAAAUCUUUAACUAGUGAAAAAGAGUUGACUCUAUUAUUAACCGACGAUAAAGAUCCCAAAAAACCAACAACUGAUAAAAUUGAUUUCACCAAAUCUGAUUCGAAAGAUUCGAUUAAAUCCAUAACUAGUGAAACAGACUUGAAAGAAUUAUUAAAUGACGAUAAAGAUCCCAAAAAACCAACAACUGAUAAUAUUGAUUUAACCAAAUCUGAUUCGAAAGAUUCGAUUAAAUCCAUAACCAGUGAAACAGACUUGAAAGGGUUAUUAAAUGACAAUAAAGAUCCCAAAAAACCAACAACUGAUAAAAUUGAUUUAACCAAAUCUGAUUCGAAAGAUUCGAUUAAAUCUUUAACUAGUGAAAAAGAGUUGACAGUAUUAUUAACUGACGAUAAAGAUCCCAAAAAACCAACAACUGAUAAAUCUGAUUUAACUAAAUCUGAUUUGAAUGAAACAAUUAAAUUAACACCUGUUGAGAAGGACAUUCAUGAAACUCUUAAAGAUGUACCUAUUCUAGAUAAACCAACAAUCGAAAAAUCUGAUACUAUUAAAUAUGAUACAAAACAUGAAUCGGCAAAAAUAAUAAAUAUUGAGUCCAAAACUACUGAAAUUAUCAAACAUGAAUUAACAACUGACAAACCGAUAACUGAUAUAUUAGAAUUGAGUAAAUCUGAUUCGAAAGAUUCGAUUAAAUCAUUAACUAUUGAAACAGACUUGAAAGGGUUAUUAACUGACGAUAAAGAUCCCAAAAAACUAACAACUGAUAAAAUUGAUUUAACCAAAUCUGAUUCGAAAGAUUCGAUUAAAUCUAUAACUAGUGACAAAGAGUUGACUGUAUUAUUAACCGACGAUAAAGAUCCCAAAAAACCAACAACUGAUAAAAUUGAUUUAACUAAAUCUGACUCCAAAGAAUCGAUUAAAUCUUUAACUAGUGAAAAAGAGUUGACUCUAUUAUUAACCGACGAUAAAGAUCCCAAAAAACCAACAACUGAUAAAUCUGAUUUAACUAAAUCUGAUUUGAAUGAAACAAUUAAAUUAACACUUGUUGAGAAGGACAUUCAUGAAACUCUUAAAGAUGUACCUAUUCUAGAUAAACCAACAAUCGAAAAAUCUGAUACUAUUAAAUAUGAUACAAAACAUGAAUCGGCAAAAAUAAUAAAUAUUGAGUCCAAAACUACUGAAAUUAUCAAACAUGAAUUAACAACUGACAAACCGAUAAGUGAUAUAUUGGAAUUGACUAAAUCUGAUUCGAAAGAUUCGAUUAAAUCAAUAACUAGUGAAAAAGACUUGAAAGGAUUAUUAGCUGACGAUAAAGAUCCCAAAAUACCAACAGCUGUUAAAAAUGAUUUAACAACAUCUGAUUUAAAAGAAACAAUUAAAUUAACACCUGUUGAGAAGGACAUUCAUGAAACUCUAAAAGAUGUACCUAUUCUUGAUAAACCAACAACCGAAAAAUCUGAUAAUAUUAAAUAUGAUACAAAACAUGAAUCAGAAAAAAUAAUAAAUAUUGAAUCCAAAACUACUCAAAUUAUCAAACAAGAAAUAAUAACUGCUAAACCGAUAACAGAUAUAAUAGAAUUGACUAAAUCUGAUUCGAAAGAUUCGAUUAAAUCAAUAACUAGUAAAAAAGAGUUGACAGGAUUAUUAAGCGACGAUAAAGAUUCCAAAAAACCAACAACUGAUAAAAUUGAUUUAACCAAAUCUAAUUCGAAAGAUUCCAUUAAAUCCAUAACUAGUGAGACGGACUUGAAAAGGUUAUUAACUGACGAUAAAGAUACCAUAAAACAAACAACUGACAAAAUUGAUUUAACAAAAUCUGAUUCGAAAGAUUCGAUUAAAUCAUUAACUAUUGAAACAGACUUGAAAGGGUUAUUAACUGACGAUAAAGAUCCCAAAAAACUAACAACUGAUAAAAUUGAUUUAACUAAAUCUGACUCCAAAGAAUCGAUUAAAUCUUUAACUAGUGAAAAAGAGUUGACAGUAUUAUUAACUGACGAUAAGGAUCCCAAAAAACCAACAACUGAUAAAUCUGAUUUAACUAAAUCUGAUUUGAAUGAAACAAUUAAAUUAACACCUGUUGAGAAGGACAUUCAUGAAACUCUUAAAGAUGUACCUAUUCUAGAUAAACCAACAAUCGAAAAAUCUGAUACUAUUAAAUAUGAUACAAAACAUGAAUCGGCAAAAAUAAUAAAUAUUGAGUCCAAAACUACUGAAAUUAUCAAACAUGAAUUAACAACUGACAAACCGAUAACUGAUAUAUUAGAAUUGAGUAAAUCUGAUUCGAAAGAUUCGAUUAAAUCAUUAACUAUUGAAACAGACUUGAAAGGGUUAUUAACUGACGAUAAAGAUCCCAAAAAACUAACAACUGAUAAAAUUGAUUUAACCAAAUCUGAUUCGAAAGAUUCGAUUAAAUCUAUAACUAGUGACAAAGAGUUGACUGUAUUAUUAACCGACGAUAAAGAUCCCAAAAAACCAACAACUGAUAAAAUUGAUUUAACUAAAUCUGACUCCAAAGAAUCGAUUAAAUCUUUAACUAGUGUAAAAGAGUUGACUCUAUUAUUAACCGACGAUAAAGAUCCCAAAAAACCAACAACUGAUAAAUCUGAUUUAACUAAAUCUGAUUUGAAUGAAACAAUUAAAUUAACACCAGUUGAGAAGGACAUUCAUGAAACUCUUAAAGAUGUACCUAUUCUAGAUAAACCAACAAUCGAAAAAUCUGAUACUAUUAAAUAUGAUACAAAACAUGAAUCGGCAAAAAUAAUAAAUAUUGAGUCCAAAACUACUGAAAUUAUCAAACAUGAAUUAACAACUGACAAACCGAUAAGUGAUAUAUUGGAAUUGACUAAAUCUGAUUCGAAAGAUUCGAUUAAAUCAAUAACUAGUGAAAAAGAGUUGACAAUAUUAUUAACUGACGAUAAUGAUCCCAAAAAACCAACAACUGAUAAAACUGAUUUAACUAAAUCUGACUCCAAAGAAUCGAUUAAAUCUUUAACUAGUGAAAAAGAUUUGACAUUAUUAUUAACUGACGAUAAAGAUCCCAAAAAACCAACAACUGAUAAAAUUGAUUUAACCAAAUCUGAUUCGAAAGAUUCGAUUAAAUCUUUAACUAGUGAAAAAGAGUUGACAGUAUUAUUAACUGACGAUAAAGAUCCCAAAAAACCAACAACUGAUAAAAUUGAUUUAAUAACAUCUGAUUUAAAAGAAACAAUUAAAUUAACACCUAUUGAAAAGGACAUUCAUGAAACUCUUAAAGAUGUACCUAUUCUAGAGAAACCAACAAUCGAAAAAUCUGAUACUAUUAAAUAUGAUACAAAACAUGAAUCAGGAAAAAUAAUAAAUAUUGAGUCCAAAACUACUGAAAUUAUCAAACAUGAAUUAACAACUGACAAACCGAUAAGUGAUAUAUUGGAAUUGACUAAAUCUGAUUCGAAAGAUUCGAUUAAAUCAAUAACUAGUGAAAAAGAGUUGACAAUAUUAAAAACUGACGAUAAUGAUCCCAAAAAACCAACAACUGAUAAAACUGAUUUAACUAAAUCUGACUCCAAAGAAUCGAUUAAAUCUAUAACUAGUGACAAAGAGUUGACUGUAUUAUUAACCGACGAUAAAGAUCCCAAAAAACCUACAACUGAUAAAAUUGAUUUAACUAAAUCUGACUCCGAAGAAUCGAUUAAAUCUUUAACUAGUGAAAAAGAGUUGACUCUAUUAUUAACCGACGAUAAAGAUCCCAAAAAACCAACAACUGAUAAAAUUGAUUUAACCAAAUCUGAUUCGAAAGAUUCGAUUAAAUCUUUAACUAGUGAAAAAGAGUUGACAGUAUUAUUAACUGACGAUAAAGAUCCCAAAAAACCAACAACUGAUAAAUCUGAUUUGAAUGAAACAAUUAAAUUAACACCUGUUGAGAAGGACAUUCAUGAAACUCUUAAAGAUGUACCUAUUCUAGAUAAACCAACAAUCGAAAAAUCUGAUACUAUUAAAUAUGAUACAAAACAUAAAUCAGCAAAAAUAAUAAAUAUUGAGUCCAAAACUACUGAAAUUAUCAAACAUGAAUUAACAACUGACAAACCGAUAACUGAUAUAUUAGAAUUGAGUAAAUCUGAUUCGAAAGAUUCGAUUAAAUCAAUAACUAGUGAAAAAGAGUUGACAGUACUAUCAACUGACAAUAAAGAUCCCAAAAAACCAACAACUGAUAAAAUUGAUUUCACCAAAUCUGAUUCAAAAGAUUCGAUUAAAUCUAUAACUAGUGAAAAAGAGUUGACUCUAUUAUUAACCGACGAUAAAGAUCCCAAAAAACCAACAACUGAUAAAAUUGAUUUAACCAAAUCUGAUUCGAAAGAUUCGAUUAAAUCUUUAACUAGUGAAAAAGAGUUGACAGUAUUAUUAACUGACGAUAAAGAUCCCAAAAAACCAACAACUGAUAAAUCUGAUUUGAAUGAAACAAUUAAAUUAACACCUGUUGAAAAGGACAUUCAUGAAACUCUUAAAGAUGUACCUAUUCUAGAUAAACCAACAAUCGAAAAAUCUGAUACUAUUAAAUAUGAUACAAAACAUGAAUCAGCAAAAAUAAUAAAUAUUGAGUCCAAAACUACUGAAAUUAUCAAACAUGAAUUAACAACUGACAAACCGAUAACUGAUAUAUUAGAAUUGAGUAAAUCUGAUUCGAAAGAUUCGAUUAAAUCAAUAACUAGUGAAAAAGAGUUGACAGUACUAUCAACUGACAAUAAAGAUCCCAAAAAACCAACAACUGAUAAAAUUGAUUUCACCAAAUCUGAUUCGAAAGAUUCGAUAAUAUCAUUAACUAGUGAAACAGACUUGAAAGGGUUAUUAACUGACAAUAAAGAUCCCAAAAAACUAACAACUGAUAAAAUUGAUUUAACCAAAUCUGAUUCGAAAGAUUCGAUUAAAUCUUUAACUAGUGAAAAAGGGUUGACAGUAUUAUUAACUGACGAUAAAGAUCCCAAAAAACCAACAACUGAUAAAAUUGAUUUAACAACAUCUGAUUUAAAAGAAACAAUUAAAUUAACACCUAUUGAGAAGGACAUUCAUGAAACUCUUAAAGAUGUACCUAUUCUAGAGAAACCAACAAUCGAAAAAUCUGAUACUAUUAAAUAUGAUACAAAACAUGAAUCAGGAAAAAUAAUAAAUAUUGAGUCCAAAACUACUGAAAUUAUCAAACAUGAAUUAACAACUGACAAACCGAUAAGUGAUAUAUUGGAAUUGACUAAAUCUGAUUCGAAAGAUUCGAUUAAAUCAAUAACUAGUGAAAAAGAGUUGACAAUAUUAAAAACUGACGAUAAUGAUCCCAAAAAACCAACAACUGAUAAAACUGAUUUAACUAAAUCUGACUCCAAAGAAUCGAUUAAAUCUAUAACUAGUGACAAAGAGUUGACUGUAUUAUUAACCGACGAUAAAGAUCCCAAAAAACCUACAACUGAUAAAAUUGAUUUAACUAAAUCUGACUCCAAAGAAUCGAUUAAAUCUUUAACUAGUGAAAAAGAGUUGACUCUAUUAUUAACCGACGAUAAAGAUCCCAAAAAACCAACAACUGAUAAAAUUAACUUCACCAAAUCUGAUUCGAAAGAUUCGAUUAAAUCCAUAACUAGUGAAACAGACAUGAAAGGGUUAUUAAAUGACGACGAAGAUCCCAAAAAACCAACAACUGAUAAUAUUGAUUUCACCAAAUCUGAUUCGAAAGAUUCGAUUAAAUCCAUAACCAGUGAAACAGACUUGAAAGGGUUAUUAAAUGACAAUAAAGAUCCCAAAAAACCAACAACUGAUAAAAUUGAUUUAACCAAAUCUGAUUCGAAAGAUUCGAUUAUAUCUUUAACUAGUGAAAAAGAGUUGACAGUAUUAUUAACUGACGAUAAAGAUCCCAAAAAACCAACAACUGAUAAAUCUGAUUUAACUAAAUCUGAUUUGAAUGAAACAAUUAAAUUAACACCUGUUGUGCAGGACAUUCAUGAAACUCUAAAAGAUGUACCUAUUCUAGAUAAACCAACAACCGAAAAAUCUGAUAAUAUUAAAUAUGAUACAAAACAUGAAUCAGAAAAAAUAAUAAAUAUUGAAUCCAAAACUACUCAAAUUAUCAAACAAGAAAUAAUAACUGCUAAACCGAUAACAGAUAUAAUAGAAUUGACUAAAUCUGAUUCGAAAGAUUCGAUUAAAUCAAUAACUAGUGAAAAAGAGUUGACAAUAUUAUUAACUGACGAUAAUGAUCCCAAAAAACCAACAACUGAUAAAAUUGAUUUCACCAAAUCUGAUUCGAAAGAUUCGAUAAUAUCAUUAACUAGUGAAACAGACUUGAAAGGGUUAUUAACUGACGAUAAAGAUCCCAAAAAACUAACAACUGAUAAAAUUGAUUUAACCAAAUCUGAUUCAAAAGAUUCGAUUAAAUCUAUAACUAGUGACAAAGAGUUGACUGUAUUAUUAACCGACGAUAAAGAUCCCAAAAAACCUACAACUGAUAAAAUUGAUUUAACUAAAUCUGACUCCAAAGAAUCGAUUAAAUCUUUAACUAGUGAAAAAGAGUUGACUCUAUUAUUAACCGACGAUAAAGAUCCCAAAAAACCAACAACUGAUAAAAUUGAUUUAACCAAAUCUGAUUCGAAAGAUUCGAUUAAAUCUUUAACUAGUGAAAAAGAGUUGACAGUAUUAUUAACUGACGAUAAAGAUCCCAAAAAACCAACAACUGAUAAAUCUGAUUUGAAUGAAACAAUUAAAUUAACACCUGUUGAGAAGGACAUUCAUGAAACUCUUAAAGAUGUACCUAUUCUAGAUAAACCAACAAUCGAAAAAUCUGAUACUAUUAAAUAUGAUACAAAACAUGAAUCAGCAAAAAUAAUAAAUAUUGAGUCCAAAACUACUGAAAUUAUCAAACAUGAAUUAACAACUGACAAACCGAUAACUGAUAUAUUAGAAUUGAGUAAAUCUGAUUCGAAAGAUUCGAUUAAAUCAAUAACUAGUGAAAAAGAGUUGACAGUACUAUCAACUGACAAUAAAGAUCCCAAAAAACCAACAACUGAUAAAAUUGAUUUCACCAAAUCUGAUUCGAAAGAUUCGAUAAUAUCAUUAACUAGUGAAACAGACUUGAAAGGGUUAUUAACUGACGAUAAAGAUCCCAAAAAACUAACAACUGAUAAAAUUGAUUUAACCAAAUCUGAUUUGAAAGAUUCGAUUAAAUCUUUAACUAGUGAAAAAGGGUUGACAGUAUUAUUAACUGACGAUAAAGAUCCCAAAAAACCAACAACUGAUAAAAUUGAUUUAACAACAUCUGAUUUAAAAGAAACAAUUAAAUUAACACCUAUUGAGAAGGACAUUCAUGAAACUCUUAAAGAUGUACCUAUUCUAGAGAAACCAACAAUCGAAAAAUCUGAUACUAUUAAAUAUGAUACAAAACAUGAAUCAGGAAAAAUAAUAAAUAUUGAGUCCAAAACUACUGAAAUUAUCAAACAUGAAUUAACAACUGACAAACCGAUAACUGAUAUAUUAGAAUUGAGUAAAUCUGAUUCGAAAGAUUCGAUUAAAUCAAUAACUAGUGAAAAAGAGUUGACAGUACUAUCAACUGACAAUAAAGAUCCCAAAAAACCAACAACUGAUAAAAUUGAUUUCACCAAAUCUGAUUCGAAAGAUUCGAUAAUAUCAUUAACUAGUGAAACAGACUUGAAAGGGUUAUUAACUGACGAUAAAGAUCCCAAAAAACUAACAACUGAUAAAAUUGAUUUAACCAAAUCUGACUCCAAAGAAUCGAUUAAAUCUUUAACUAGUGAAAAAGAGUUGACUCUAUUAUUAACCGACGAUAAAGAUCCCAAAAAACCAACAACUGAUAAAAUUAAUUUCACCAAAUCUGAUUCGAAAGAUUCGAUUAAAUCCAUAACUAGUGAAACAGACAUGAAAGGGUUAUUAAAUGACGAUGAAGAUCCCAAUAAACCAACAACUGAUAAUAUUGAUUUAACCAAAUCUGAUUCGAAAGAUUCGAUUAAAUCAAUAACCAGUGAAACAGACUUGAAAGGGUUAUUAAAUGACAAUAAAGAUCCCAAAAAACCAACAACUGAUAAAAUUGAUUUAACCAAAUCUGAUUCGAAAGAUUCGAUUAUAUCUUUAACUAGUGAAAAAGAGUUGACAGUAUUAUUAACUGACGAUAAAGAUCUCAAAAAACCAACAACUGAUAAAUCUGAUUUAACUAAAUCUGAUUUGAAUGAAACAAUUAAAUUAACACCUGUUGUGCAGGACAUUCAUGAAACUCCAAAAGAUGUACCUAUUCUAGAUAAACCAACAACCGAAAAAUCUGAUAAUAUUAAAUAUGAUACAAAACAUGAAUCAGAAAAAAUAAUAAAUAUUGAAUCCAAAACUACUCAAAUUAUCAAACAAGAAAUAAUAACUGCUAAACCGAUAACAGAUAUAAUAGAAUUGACUAAAUCUGAUUCGAAAGAUUCGAUUAAAUCAAUAACUAGUGAAAAAGAGUUGACAGGAUUAUUAAGCGACGAUAAAGUUCCCAAAAAACCAACAACUGAUAAAAUUGAUUUAACCAAAUCUAAUUCGAAAGAUUCGAUUAAAUCCAUAACUAGUGAGACGGACUUGAAAAGGUUAUUAACUGACGAUAAAGAUACCAUAAAACAAACAACUGACAAAAUUGAUUUAACCAAAUCUGAUUCGAAAGAUUCGAUUAUAUCUUUAACUAGUGAAAAAGAGUUGACAGUAUUAUUAACUGACGAUAAAGAUCCCAAAAAACCAACAACUGAUAAAAUUGAUUUAACAACAUCUGAUUUAAAAGAAACAAUUAAAUUAACACCUAUUGAGAAGGACAUUCAUGAAACUCUUAAAGAUGUACCUAUUCUAGAGAAACCAACAAUCGAAAAAUCUGAUACUAUUAAAUAUGAUACAAAACAUGAAUCAGGAAAAAUAAUAAAUAUUGAGUCCAAAACUACUGAAAUUAUCAAACAUGAAUUAACAACUGACAAACCGAUAAGUGAUAUAUUGGAAAUGACUAAAUCUGAUUCGAAAGAUUCGAUUAAAUCAAUAACUGGUGAAAAAGAGUUGACAGUACUAUCAACUGACAAUAAAGAUCCCAAAAAACCAACAACUGAUAAAAUUGAUUUCACCAAAUCUGAUUCGAAAGAUUCGAUAAUAUCAUUAACUAGUGAAACAGACUUGAAAGGGUUAUUAACCGACGAUAAAGAUCCCAAAAAACCAACAACUGAUAAAAUUGAUUUAACCAAAUCUGAUUCGAAAGAUUCGAUUAAAUCUUUAACUAGUGAAAAAGAGUUGACAGUAUUAUUAACUGACGAUAAAGAUCCCAAAAAACCAACAACUGAUAAAUCUGAUUUGAAUGAAACAAUUAAAUUAACACCUGUUGAGAAGGACAUUCAUGAAACUCUUAAAGAUGUACCUAUUCUAGAGAAACCAACAAUCGAAAAAUCUGAUACUAUUAAAUAUGAUACAAAACAUGAAUCAGGAAAAAUAAUAAAUAUUGAAUCCAAAACUACUGAAAUUAUCAAACAUGAAUUAACAACUGACAAACCGAUAAGUGAUAUAUUGGAUAUGACUAAAUCUGAUUCGAAAGAUUCGAUUAAAUCAAUAACUAGUGAAAAAGAGUUGACAAUAUUAUUAACUGACGAUAAUGAUCCCAAAAAACCAACAACUGAUAAAACUGAUUUCACCAAAUCUGAUUCGAAAGAUUCGAUAAUAUCAUUAACUAGUGAAACAGACUUGAAAGGGUUAUUAACUGACGAUAAAGAUCCCAAAAAACUAACAACUGAUAAAAUUGAUUUAACCAAAUCUGAUUCAAAAGAUUCGAUUAAAUCUAUAACUAGUGACAAAGAGUUGACUGAAUUAUUAACCGACGAUAAAGAUCCCAAAAAACCUACAACUGAUAAAAUUGAUUUAACUAAAUCUGACUCCAAAGAAUCGAUUAAAUCUUUAACUAGUGAAAAAGAGUUGACUCUAUUAUUAACCGACGAUAAAGAUCCCAAAAAACCAACAACUGAUAAAAUUGAUUUCACCAAAUCUGAUUCGAAAGAUUCGAUUAAAUCCAUAACUAGUGAAACAGACAUGAAAGGGUUAUUAAAUGACGAUGAAGAUCCCAAAAAACCAACAACUGAUAAUAUUGAUUUAACCAAAUCUGAUUCGAAAGAUUCGAUUAAAUCCAUAACCAGUGAAACAGACUUGAAAGGGUUAUUAAAUGACAAUAAAGAUCCCAAAAAACCAACAACUGAUAAAAUUGAUUUAACCAAAUCUGAUUUGAAAGAUUCGAUUAUAUCUUUAACUAGUGAAAAAGAGUUGACAGUAUUAUUAACUGACGAUAAAGAUCCCAAAAAACCAACAACUGAUAAAUCUGAUUUAACUAAAUCUGAUUUGAAUGAAACAAUUAAAUUAACACCUGUUGUGCAGGACAUUCAUGAAACUCUAAAAGAUGUACCUAUUCUAGAUAAACCAACAACCGAAAAAUCUGAUAAUAUUAAAUAUGAUACAAAACAUGAAUCAGAAAAAAUAAUAAAUAUUGAAUCCAAAACUACUCAAAUUAUCAAACAAGAAAUAAUAACUGCUAAACCGAUAACAGAUAUAAUAGAAUUGACUAAAUCUGAUUCGAAAGAUUCGAUUAAAUCAAUAACUAGUGAAAAAGAGUUGACAAUAUUAUUAACUGACGAUAAUGAUCCCAAAAAACCAACAACUGAUAAAAUUGAUUUCACCAAAUCUGAUUCGAAAGAUUCGAUAAUAUCAUUAACUAGUGAAACAGACUUGAAAGGGUUAUUAACUGACGAUAAAGAUCCCAAAAAACUAACAACUGAUAAAAUUGAUUUAACCAAAUCUGAUUCAAAAGAUUCGAUUAAAUCUAUAACUAGUGACAAAGAGUUGACUGUAUUAUUAACCGACGAUAAAGAUCCCAAAAAACCUACAACUGAUAAAAUUGAUUUAACUAAAUCUGACUCCAAAGAAUCGAUUAAAUCUUUAACUAGUGAAAAAGAGUUGACUCUAUUAUUAACCGACGAUAAAGAUCCCAAAAAACCAACAACUGAUAAAAUUGAUUUAACCAAAUCUGAUUCGAAAGAUUCGAUUAAAUCUUUAACUAGUGAAAAAGAGUUGACAGUAUUAUUAACUGACGAUAAAGAUCCCAAAAAACCAACAACUGAUAAAUCUGAUUUGAAUGAAACAAUUAAAUUAACACCUGUUGAGAAGGACAUUCAUGAAACUCUUAAAGAUGUACCUAUUCUAGAUAAACCAACAAUCGAAAAAUCUGAUACUAUUAAAUAUGAUACAAAACAUGAAUCAGCAAAAAUAAUAAAUAUUGAGUCCAAAACUACUGAAAUUAUCAAACAUGAAUUAACAACUGACAAACCGAUAACUGAUAUAUUAGAAUUGAGUAAAUCUGAUUCGAAAGAUUCGAUUAAAUCAAUAACUAGUGAAAAAGAGUUGACAGUACUAUCAACUGACAAUAAAGAUCCCAAAAAACCAACAACUGAUAAAAUUGAUUUCACCAAAUCUGAUUCGAAAGAUUCGAUAAUAUCAUUAACUAGUGAAACAGACUUGAAAGGGUUAUUAACUGACGAUAAAGAUCCCAAAAAACUAACAACUGAUAAAAUUGAUUUAACCAAAUCUGAUUUGAAAGAUUCGAUUAAAUCUUUAACUAGUGAAAAAGGGUUGACAGUAUUAUUAACUGACGAUAAAGAUCCCAAAAAACCAACAACUGAUAAAAUUGAUUUAACAACAUCUGAUUUAAAAGAAACAAUUAAAUUAACACCUAUUGAGAAGGACAUUCAUGAAACUCUUAAAGAUGUACCUAUUCUAGAGAAACCAACAAUCGAAAAAUCUGAUACUAUUAAAUAUGAUACAAAACAUGAAUCAGGAAAAAUAAUAAAUAUUGAGUCCAAAACUACUGAAAUUAUCAAACAUGAAUUAACAACUGACAAACCGAUAACUGAUAUAUUAGAAUUGAGUAAAUCUGAUUCGAAAGAUUCGAUUAAAUCAAUAACUAGUGAAAAAGAGUUGACAGUACUAUCAACUGACAAUAAAGAUCCCAAAAAACCAACAACUGAUAAAAUUGAUUUCACCAAAUCUGAUUCGAAAGAUUCGAUAAUAUCAUUAACUAGUGAAACAGACUUGAAAGGGUUAUUAACUGACGAUAAAGAUCCCAAAAAACUAACAACUGAUAAAAUUGAUUUAACCAAAUCUGACUCCAAAGAAUCGAUUAAAUCUUUAACUAGUGAAAAAGAGUUGACUCUAUUAUUAACCGACGAUAAAGAUCCCAAAAAACCAACAACUGAUAAAAUUAAUUUCACCAAAUCUGAUUCGAAAGAUUCGAUUAAAUCCAUAACUAGUGAAACAGACAUGAAAGGGUUAUUAAAUGACGAUGAAGAUCCCAAUAAACCAACAACUGAUAAUAUUGAUUUAACCAAAUCUGAUUCGAAAGAUUCGAUUAAAUCAAUAACCAGUGAAACAGACUUGAAAGGGUUAUUAAAUGACAAUAAAGAUCCCAAAAAACCAACAACUGAUAAAAUUGAUUUAACCAAAUCUGAUUCGAAAGAUUCGAUUAUAUCUUUAACUAGUGAAAAAGAGUUGACAGUAUUAUUAACUGACGAUAAAGAUCUCAAAAAACCAACAACUGAUAAAUCUGAUUUAACUAAAUCUGAUUUGAAUGAAACAAUUAAAUUAACACCUGUUGUGCAGGACAUUCAUGAAACUCCAAAAGAUGUACCUAUUCUAGAUAAACCAACAACCGAAAAAUCUGAUAAUAUUAAAUAUGAUACAAAACAUGAAUCAGAAAAAAUAAUAAAUAUUGAAUCCAAAACUACUCAAAUUAUCAAACAAGAAAUAAUAACUGCUAAACCGAUAACAGAUAUAAUAGAAUUGACUAAAUCUGAUUCGAAAGAUUCGAUUAAAUCAAUAACUAGUGAAAAAGAGUUGACAGGAUUAUUAAGCGACGAUAAAGUUCCCAAAAAACCAACAACUGAUAAAAUUGAUUUAACCAAAUCUAAUUCGAAAGAUUCGAUUAAAUCCAUAACUAGUGAGACGGACUUGAAAAGGUUAUUAACUGACGAUAAAGAUACCAUAAAACAAACAACUGACAAAAUUGAUUUAACCAAAUCUGAUUCGAAAGAUUCGAUUAUAUCUUUAACUAGUGAAAAAGAGUUGACAGUAUUAUUAACUGACGAUAAAGAUCCCAAAAAACCAACAACUGAUAAAAUUGAUUUAACAACAUCUGAUUUAAAAGAAACAAUUAAAUUAACACCUAUUGAGAAGGACAUUCAUGAAACUCUUAAAGAUGUACCUAUUCUAGAGAAACCAACAAUCGAAAAAUCUGAUACUAUUAAAUAUGAUACAAAACAUGAAUCAGGAAAAAUAAUAAAUAUUGAGUCCAAAACUACUGAAAUUAUCAAACAUGAAUUAACAACUGACAAACCGAUAAGUGAUAUAUUGGAAAUGACUAAAUCUGAUUCGAAAGAUUCGAUUAAAUCAAUAACUGGUGAAAAAGAGUUGACAGUACUAUCAACUGACAAUAAAGAUCCCAAAAAACCAACAACUGAUAAAAUUGAUUUCACCAAAUCUGAUUCGAAAGAUUCGAUAAUAUCAUUAACUAGUGAAACAGACUUGAAAGGGUUAUUAACUGACGAUAAAGAUCCCAAAAAACUAACAACUGAUAAAAUUGAUUUAACCAAAUCUGAUUCGAAAGAUUCGAUUAAAUCUUUAACUAGUGAAAAAGGGUUGACAGUAUUAUUAACUGACGAUAAAGAUCCCAAAAAACCAACAACUGAUAAAACUGAUUUCACCAAAUCUGAUUCGAAAGAUUCGAUAAUAUCAUUAACUAGUGAAACAGACUUGAAAGGGUUAUUAAAUGACGAUGAAGAUCCCAAAAAACCAACAACUGAUAAUAUUGAUUUAACCAAAUCUGAUUCGAAAGAUUCGAUUAAAUCCAUAACCAGUGAAACAGACUUGAAAGGGUUAUUAAAUGACAAUAAAGAUCCCAAAAAACCAACAACUGAUAAAAUUGAUUUAACCAAAUCUGAUUCGAAAGAUUCGAUUAUAUCUUUAACUAGUGAAAAAGAGUUGACAGUAUUAUUAACUGACGAUAAAGAUCCCAAAAAACCAACAACUGAUAAAUCUGAUUUAACUAAAUCUGACUCCAAAGAAUCGAUUAAAUCUUUAACUAGUGAAAAAGAUUUGACAUUAUUAUUAACUGACGAUAAAGAUCCCAAAAAACCAACAACUGAUAAAAUUGAUUUCACCAAAUCUGAUUCAAAAGAUUCGAUUAAAACUAUAACUAGUGAAAAAGAGUUGACAUUAUUAUUAACUGACGAUAAAGAUCCCAAAAAACCAACAACUGAUAAAAUUGAUUUAACCAAAUCUGAUUCGAAAGAUUCGAUAAUAUCAUUAACUAGUGACAAAGAGUUGACUGUAUUAUUAACCGACGAUAAAGAUCCCAAAAAACCUACAACUGAUAAAAUUGAUUUAACUAAAUCUGACUCCAAAGAAUCGAUUAAAUCUUUAACUAGUGAAAAAGAGUUGACUCUAUUAUUAACCGACGAUAAAGAUCCCAAAAAACCAACAACUGAUAAAAUUGAUUUAACCAAAUCUGAUUCGAAAGAUUCGAUUAAAUCUUUAACUAGUGAAAAAGAGUUGACAGUAUUAUUAACUGACGAUAAAGAUCCCAAAAAACCAACAACUGAUAAAUCUGAUUUGAAUGAAACAAUUAAAUUAACACCUGUUGAGAAGGACAUUCAUGAAACUCUUAAAGAUGUACCUAUUCUAGAGAAACCAACAAUCGAAAAAUCUGAUACUAUUAAAUAUGAUACAAAACAUGAAUCAGGAAAAAUAAUAAAUAUUGAAUCCAAAACUACUGAAAUUAUCAAACAUGAAUUAACAACUGACAAACCGAUAAGUGAUAUAUUGGAUAUGACUAAAUCUGAUUCGAAAGAUUCGAUUAAAUCAAUAACUAGUGAAAAAGAGUUGACAAUAUUAUUAACUGACGAUAAUGAUCCCAAAAAACCAACAACUGAUAAAACUGAUUUCACCAAAUCUGAUUCGAAAGAUUCGAUAAUAUCAUUAACUAGUGAAACAGACUUGAAAGGGUUAUUAACUGACGAUAAAGAUCCCAAAAAACUAACAACUGAUAAAAUUGAUUUAACCAAAUCUGAUUCAAAAGAUUCGAUUAAAUCUAUAACUAGUGACAAAGAGUUGACUGAAUUAUUAACCGACGAUAAAGAUCCCAAAAAACCUACAACUGAUAAAAUUGAUUUAACUAAAUCUGACUCCAAAGAAUCGAUUAAAUCUUUAACUAGUGAAAAAGAGUUGACUCUAUUAUUAACCGACGAUAAAGAUCCCAAAAAACCAACAACUGAUAAAAUUGAUUUCACCAAAUCUGAUUCGAAAGAUUCGAUUAAAUCCAUAACUAGUGAAACAGACAUGAAAGGGUUAUUAAAUGACGAUGAAGAUCCCAAAAAACCAACAACUGAUAAUAUUGAUUUAACCAAAUCUGAUUCGAAAGAUUCGAUUAAAUCCAUAACCAGUGAAACAGACUUGAAAGGGUUAUUAAAUGACAAUAAAGAUCCCAAAAAACCAACAACUGAUAAAAUUGAUUUAACCAAAUCUGAUUUGAAAGAUUCGAUUAUAUCUUUAACUAGUGAAAAAGAGUUGACAGUAUUAUUAACUGACGAUAAAGAUCCCAAAAAACCAACAACUGAUAAAUCUGAUUUAACUAAAUCUGAUUUGAAUGAAACAAUUAAAUUAACACCUGUUGUGCAGGACAUUCAUGAAACUCUAAAAGAUGUACCUAUUCUAGAUAAACCAACAACCGAAAAAUCUGAUAAUAUUAAAUAUGAUACAAAACAUGAAUCAGAAAAAAUAAUAAAUAUUGAAUCCAAAACUACUCAAAUUAUCAAACAAGAAAUAAUAACUGCUAAACCGAUAACAGAUAUAAUAGAAUUGACUAAAUCUGAUUCGAAAGAUUCGAUUAAAUCAAUAACUAGUGAAAAAGAGUUGACAGGAUUAUUAAGCGACGAUAAAGAUCCCAAAAAACCAACAACUGAUAAAAUUGAUUUAACCCAAUCUAAUUCGAAAGAUUCGAUUAAAUCCAUAACUAGUGAGACGGACUUGAAAAGGUUAUUAACUGACGAUAAAGAUACCAUAAAACAACCAACUGACAAAAUUGAUUUAACAAAAUCUGAUUCGACAGAUUCGAUAAUAUCAUUAACUAGUGAAACAGACUUGAAAGGGUUAUUAACUGACGAUAAAGAUCCCAAAAAACCAACAACUGAUAAUAUUGAUUUAACCAAAUCUGAUUCGAAAGAUUCGAUAAUAUCAUUAACUAGUGAAACAGACUUGAAAGGGUUAUUAACUGACGAUAAAGAUCCCAAAAAACCAACAACUGAUAAUAUUGAUUUAACCAAAUCUGAUUCGAAAGAUUCGAUUAAAUCCAUAACUAGUGAAACAGACUUGAAAGGGUUAUUAAAUGACGAUAAAAAACCCAAAAAACCAACAACUGAUAAAACUGAUUUAAUCAAAUCUGAUUCGAAAUAUUCGAUAAUAUCAUUAACUAGUGAAACAGACUUGAAAGGGUUAUCAACUGACGAUAAAGAUCCCAAAAAACCAACAACUGAUAAAAUUGAUUUAACAACAUCUGAUUUAAAAGAAACAAUUAAAUUAACACCUAUUGAGAAGGACAUUCAUGAAACUCUUAAAGAUUUACCUAUUCUAGAGAAACCAACAAUCGAAAAAUCUGAUACUAUUAAAUAUGAUACAAAACAUGAAUCAGGAAAAAUAAUAAAUAUUGAGUCCAAAACUACUGAAAUUAUCAAACAUGAAUUAACAACUGACAAACCGAUAAGUGAUAUAUUGGAAUUGACUAAAUCUGAUUCGAAAGAUUCGAUUAAAUCAAUAACUAGUGAAAAAGACUUGAAAGGGUUAUUAAAUGACGAUGAAGAUCCCAAAAAACCAACAACUGAUAAUAUUGAUUUAACCAAAUCUGAUUCGAAAGAUUCGAUUAAAUCCAUAACCAGUGAAACAGACUUGAAAGGGUUAUUAAAUGACAAUAAAGAUCCCAAAAAACCAACAACUGAUAAAAUUGAUUUAACCAAAUCUGAUUCGAAAGAUUCGAUUAUAUCUUUAACUAGUGAAAAAGAGUUGACAGUAUUAUUAACUGACGAUAAAGAUCCCAAAAAACCAACAACUGAUAAAACUGAUUUCACCAAAUCUGAUUCGAAAGAUUCGAUAAUAUCAUUAACUAGUGAAACAGACUUGAAAGGGUUAUUAAAUGACGAUGAAGAUCCCAAAAAACCAACAACUGAUAAUAUUGAUUUAACCAAAUCUGAUUCGAAAGAUUCGAUUAAAUCCAUAACCAGUGAAACAGACUUGAAAGGGUUAUUAAAUGACAAUAAAGAUCCCAAAAAACCAACAACUGAUAAAAUUGAUUUAACCAAAUCUGAUUCGAAAGAUUCGAUUAUAUCUUUAACUAGUGAAAAAGAGUUGACAGUAUUAUUAACUGACGAUAAAGAUCCCAAAAAACCAACAACUGAUAAAUCUGAUUUAACUAAAUCUGAUUUGAAUGAAACAAUUAAAUUAACACCUGUUGUGCAGGACAUUCAUGAAACUCUAAAAGAUGUACCUAUUCUAGAUAAACCAACAACCGAAAAAUCUGAAAAUAUUAAAUAUGAUACAAAACAUGAAUCAGAAAAAAUAAUAAAUAUUGAAUCCAAAACUACUCAAAUUAUCAAACAAGAAAUAAUAACUGCUAAACCGAUAACAGAUAUAAUAGAAUUGACUAAAUCUGAUUCGAAAGAUUCGAUUAAAUCAAUAACUAGUGAAAAAGAGUUGACAAUAUUAUUAACUGACGAUAAUGAUCCCAAAAAACCAACAACUGAUAAAACUGAUUUAACUAAAUCUGACUCCAAAGAAUCGAUUAAAUCUUUAACUAGUGAAAAAGAUUUGACAUUAUUAUUAACUGACGAUAAAGAUCCCAAAAAACCAACAACUGAUAAAAUUGAUUUCACCAAAUCUGAUUCAAAAGAUUCGAUUAAAACUAUAACUAGUGAAAAAGAGUUGACAUUAUUAUUAACUGACGAUAAAGAUCCCAAAAAACCAACAACUGAUAAAAUUGAUUUAACCAAAUCUGAUUCAAAAGAUUCGAUUAAAUCUAUAACUAGUGACAAAGAGUUGACUGUAUUAUUAACCGACGAUAAAGAUCCCAAAAAACCUACAACUGAUAAAAUUGAUUUAACUAAAUCUGACUCCAAAGAAUCGAUUAAAUCUUUAACUAGUGAAAAAGAGUUGACUCUAUUAUUAACCGACGAUAAAGAUCCCAAAAAACCAACAACUGAUAAAAUUGAUUUAACCAAAUCUGAUUCGAAAGAUUCGAUUAAAUCUUUAACUAGUGAAAAAGAGUUGACAGUAUUAUUAACUGACGAUAAAGAUCCCAAAAAACCAACAACUGAUAAAUCUGAUUUGAAUGAAACAAUUAAAUUAACACCUGUUGAGAAGGACAUUCAUGAAACUCUUAAAGAUGUACCUAUUCUAGAGAAACCAACAAUCGAAAAAUCUGAUACUAUUAAAUAUGAUACAAAACAUGAAUCAGGAAAAAUAAUAAAUAUUGAGUCCAAAACUACUGAAAUUAUCAAACAUGAAUUAACAACUGACAAACCGAUAAGUGAUAUAUUGGAUAUGACUAAAUCUGAUUCGAAAGAUUCGAUUAAAUCAAUAACUAGUGAAAAAGAGUUGACAAUAUUAUUAACUGACGAUAAUGAUCCCAAAAAACCAACAACUGAUAAAACUGAUUUCACCAAAUCUGAUUCGAAAGAUUCGAUAAUAUCAUUAACUAGUGAAACAGACUUGAAAGGGUUAUUAACUGACGAUAAAGAUCCCAAAAAACUAACAACUGAUAAAAUUGAUUUAACCAAAUCUGAUUCAAAAGAUUCGAUUAAAUCUAUAACUAGUGACAAAGAGUUGACUGAAUUAUUAACCGACGAUAAAGAUCCCAAAAAACCUACAACUGAUAAAAUUGAUUUAACUAAAUCUGACUCCAAAGAAUCGAUUAAAUCUUUAACUAGUGAAAAAGAGUUGACUCUAUUAUUAACCGACGAUAAAGAUCCCAAAAAACCAACAACUGAUAAAAUUGAUUUCACCAAAUCUGAUUCGAAAGAUUCGAUUAAAUCCAUAACUAGUGAAACAGACAUGAAAGGGUUAUUAAAUGACGAUGAAGAUCCCAAAAAACCAACAACUGAUAAUAUUGAUUUAACCAAAUCUGAUUCGAAAGAUUCGAUUAAAUCCAUAACCAGUGAAACAGACUUGAAAGGGUUAUUAAAUGACAAUAAAGAUCCCAAAAAACCAACAACUGAUAAAAUUGAUUUAACCAAAUCUGAUUUGAAAGAUUCGAUUAUAUCUUUAACUAGUGAAAAAGAGUUGACAGUAUUAUUAACUGACGAUAAAGAUCCCAAAAAACCAACAACUGAUAAAUCUGAUUUAACUAAAUCUGAUUUGAAUGAAACAAUUAAAUUAACACCUGUUGUGCAGGACAUUCAUGAAACUCUAAAAGAUGUACCUAUUCUAGAUAAACCAACAACCGAAAAAUCUGAUAAUAUUAAAUAUGAUACAAAACAUGAAUCAGAAAAAAUAAUAAAUAUUGAAUCCAAAACUACUCAAAUUAUCAAACAAGAAAUAAUAACUGCUAAACCGAUAACAGAUAUAAUAGAAUUGACUAAAUCUGAUUCGAAAGAUUCGAUUAAAUCAAUAACUAGUGAAAAAGAGUUGACAGGAUUAUUAAGCGACGAUAAAGAUCCCAAAAAACCAACAACUGAUAAAAUUGAUUUAACCCAAUCUAAUUCGAAAGAUUCGAUUAAAUCCAUAACUAGUGAGACGGACUUGAAAAGGUUAUUAACUGACGAUAAAGAUACCAUAAAACAAACAACUGACAAAAUUGAUUUAACAAAAUCUGAUUCGACAGAUUCGAUAAUAUCAUUAACUAGUGAAACAGACUUGAAAGGGUUAUUAACUGACGAUAAAGAUCCCAAAAAACCAACAACUGAUAAUAUUGAUUUAACCAAAUCUGAUUCGAAAGAUUCGAUAAUAUCAUUAACUAGUGAAACAGACUUGAAAGGGUUAUUAACUGACGAUAAAGAUCCCAAAAAACCAAAAACUGAUAAUAUUGAUUUAACCAAAUCUGAUUCGAAAGAUUCGAUUAAAUCCAUAACUAGUGAAACAGACUUGAAAGGGUUAUUAAAUGACGAUAAAAAACCCAAAAAACCAACAACUGAUAAAACUGAUUUAAUCAAAUCUGAUUCGAAAUAUUCGAUAAUAUCAUUAACUAGUGAAACAGACUUGAAAGGGUUAUCAACUGACGAUAAAGAUCCCAAAAAACCAACAACUGAUAAAAUUGAUUUAACAACAUCUGAUUUAAAAGAAACAAUUAAAUUAACACCUAUUGAGAAGGACAUUCAUGAAACUCUUAAAGAUGUACCUAUUCUAGAUAAACCAAUAAUCGAAAAAUCUGAUACUAUUAAAUAUGAUACAAAACAUGAAUCAGCAAAAAUAAUAAAUAUUGAGUCCAAAACUACUGAAAUUAUCAAACAUGAAUUAACAACUGACAAACCGAUAACAGAUAUAAUAGAAUUGACUAAAUCUGAUUCGAAAGAUUCGAUUAAAUCAAUAACUAGUGAAAAAGAGUUGACAGGAUUAUUAAGCGACGAUAAAGAUCCCAAAAAACCAACAACUGAUAAAAUUGAUUUAACCCAAUCUAAUUCGAAAGAUUCGAUUAAAUCCAUAACUAGUGAGACGGACUUGAAAAGGUUAUUAACUGACGAUAAAGAUACCAUAAAACAAACAACUGACAAAAUUGAUUUAACAAAAUCUGAUUCGACAGAUUCGAUAAUAUCAUUAACUAGUGAAACAGACUUGAAAGGGUUAUUAACUGACGAUAAAGAUCCCAAAAAACCAACAACUGAUAAUAUUGAUUUAACCAAAUCUGAUUCGAAAGAUUCGAUAAUAUCAUUAACUAGUGAAACAUACUUGAAAGGGUUAUUAACUGACGAUAAAGAUCCCAAAAAACCAACAACUGAUAAUAUUGAUUUAACCAAAUCUGAUUCGAAAGAUUCGAUUAAAUCCAUAACUAGUGAAACAGACUUGAAAGGGUUAUUAAAUGACGAUAAAAAACCCAAAAAACCAACAACUGAUAAAACUGAUUUAAUCAAAUCUGAUUCGAAAUAUUCGAUAAUAUCAUUAACUAGUGAAACAGACUUGAAAGGGUUAUCAACUGACGAUAAAGAUCCCAAAAAACCAACAACUGAUAAAAUUGAUUUAACAACAUCUGAUUUAAAAGAAACAAUUAAAUUAACACCUAUUGAGAAGGACAUUCAUGAAACUCUUAAAGAUUUACCUAUUCUAGAGAAACCAACAAUCGAAAAAUCUGAUACUAUUAAAUAUGAUACAAAACAUGAAUCAGGAAAAAUAAUAAAUAUUGAGUCCAAAACUACUGAAAUUAUCAAACAUGAAUUAACAACUGACAAACCGAUAAGUGAUAUAUUGGAAUUGACUAAAUCUGAUUCGAAAGAUUCGAUUAAAUCAAUAACUAGUGAAAAAGAGUUGACAAUAUUAUUAACUGACGAUAAUGAUCCUAAAAAACCAACAACUGAUAAAACUGAUUUAACUAAAUCUGACUCCAAAGAAUCGAUUAAAUCUUUAACUAGUGAAAAAGAGUUGACAUUAUUAUUAACUGACGAUAAAGAUCCCAAAAAACCAACAACUGAUAAAAUUGAUUUCACCAAAUCUGAUUCAAAAGAUUCGAUUAAAUCUAUAACUAGUGAAACAGACUUGAAAGGGUUAUUAACUGACGAUAAAGAUCCCAAAAAACCAACAACUGAUAAUAUUGAUUUAACCAAAUCUGAUUCGAAAGAUUCGAUUAAAUCCAUAACUAGUGAAACAGACUUGAAAGGGUUAUUAAAUGAUGAUAAAGAUCCCAAAAAACCAACAAAUGAUAAAAUUGAUUUAACCAAAUCUGAUUCAAAAGAAUCGAUAAAAUCUUUAACUAGUGAAAAAGACUUGAAAGGAUUAUUAGCUGACGAUAAAGAUCCCAAAAUACCAACAGCUGUUAAAAAUGAUUUAACAACAUCUGAUUUAAAAGAAACAAUUAAAUUAACACCUGUUGAGAAGGACAUUCAUGAAACUCUUAAAGAUGUACCUAUUCUAGAUAAACCAAUAAUCGAAAAAUCUGAUACUAUUAAAUAUGAUACAAAACAUGAAUCAGCAAAAAUAAUAAAUAUUGAGUCCAAAACUACUGAAAUUAUCAAACAUGAAUUAACAACUGACAAACCGAUAACAGAUAUAAUAGAAUUGACUAAAUCUGAUUCGAAAGAUUCGAUUAAAUCAAUAACUAGUGAAAAAGAGUUGACAGGAUUAUUAAGCGACGAUAAAGAUCCCAAAAAACCAACAACUGAUAAAAUUGAUUUAACCAAAUCUAAUUCGAAAGAUUCGAUUAAAUCCAUAACUAGUCAGACGGACUUGAAAAGGUUAUUAACUGACGAUAAAGAUACCAAAAAACCAACAACUGAUAAAAUUGAUUUAACCAAAUCUGAUUUAAAAGAAACAAUUAAAUUAACACCUGUUGAGAAAGACAUUCAUGAAACUCUUAAAUAUGUACCUAUUCUAGAUAAACCAACAAUCGAAAAAUCUGAUACUAUUAAAUAUUAUACAAAACAUGAAUCAGCAAAAAUAAUAAAUAUUGAGUCCAAAACUACUGAAAUUAUCAAACAUGAAUUAACAACUGACAAACCGAUAAGUAAUAUAUUAGAAUUGAGUAAAUCUGAUUCGAAAGAAUCGAUAAAAUCUUUAACUACUGAAAAAGAGUUGACAGUAUUAUUAACCGACGAUAAAGAUCCCAAAAAACCAACAACUGAUAAAAUUGAUUUAACCAAAUCUGAUUCGAAAGAUUCGAUUAAAUCCAUAACUAGUGAAACAGAUUUGAAAAAAUUAUUAACUGACGAUAAAGAUACCAAAAAACCAACGGCUGUUAAAACUGAUUUAACAAAACCUGAUUUAAAAGAAACAAUUAAAUUAACACCUGUUGAGAAGGACAUUCGUGAAACUCUAAAAGAUGUACCUAUUCUAGAUAAUUCAACAAUCGAAAAAUCUGGUACUAUUAAAUAUGAUUCAAAACAUGAAUCAGAAAAAAUAAUAAAUAUUGAAUCCAAAACUACUGAAAUUAUCAAACAUGAAAUAAUAACUGACAAACCGAUAACAGAUAUACUAGAAUUGACUAAAUCUGAUUCGAAAGAUUCGAUUAAAUCAAUUACUAGUGAAAAAGAUUUGACAGUAUUAUUAACUGACGAUAAAGAUCCCAAAAUACCAACAGCUGAUUUAACUGAUUUAACUAAAUCUGACUCAAAUGAAUCUAUUCAAUUUAAGCCAGUUGAAUUUAAUUUACCUAAAACUUUAUCAGACUCCGCUACGGUGAUUAAACCUAUAUUCGAAAAAUCUGACACUUCUAAAUUUGAUACUUUCGAUGAGUCUCGAAAAUUAAUAAAUAUUGAAACCAAUACUACAGAAAUAUUUUCACAUGAAAUAAUUACCGGUAAACCUUUAUCUGAAUCUACUGCUGUAACAGAGUCCUACUCUAAUGAAAUAAUCUGUAGUGAAAAUAGUUUUGAUGAAAUCGUAAGAAGCAAGCCUGAGAAUUUUUUGAGCUCCAAUCUCAAAUUAUGUGAUUCUUUAGACCCUGACAUAUCACUUGAUAGUCUUACGAAUAAAUUUGAAGUGUCUUAUUUCGAUAAUUUAGCUACUUCGUCUAAUUCUUACCAAUUCGACACUAAGACUAUUUCCGAAGUUAAUAACACAUCUCUAUUGCCCGAGAUCAAUAAUUCUGUUUCAUCUCAUUUAUCUACUAAUGAAUAUGAUAAUGAUUCCUUUAUUAUUAAUGAUGACCAUGGUAGUACUGAAAUAUGUUGUUUGGAUAAUUUAGAAGUUGAUACAUCAACUUCUGUAGGUAGAGAUAUAUCCUUAAAUAAUUUAAGAGAUACAUUUUUUGAAAAGUCAAAUAUUGAAUUAAGUGAUAAUCUUUGCGAGUUUAUGAACGUAACAUCUACAACUUUAGAUCAUUUUGAGUUUGAUCAUAGCUUGAAUGAUUCCGAGAAUGGUGAAAAUAGAAGUGUGAAGCUUAAAACAGAGGAAAAAACUGGUUUUUAUAAUUCUAACGUUAGUAAUGAAUAUAUAGAAAAUACUUUAAUACAUCAUAAAUUGAAAAAUGUUGACUUUCUUGAAAAGUCCUCCACCAGUAGUACUACACCUCAAACUGAUAGUGCUCCAUCAAAUAAUUCAGUUAAUGUUAUUGAUAGUAAUACAAAAGAGAAAUAUGUAAGUAAAAAAUCGUAUGGACUUCGAAAAUCAGAUAUUACAAUGUCAAGCUUCAGUUCUUCUAAAAAAUCAAAAGAUUUAGAUAGUGUUAAAAAUGAAUAUAUUAAAAGGAAUACUAAAUUAAAAGAAAUUAUCAAACCCGAAAGUAUUGGAGUUACACGUAGUUCUUCAUUACGUUCUUACACAUCUACAAUAUCUAAAUCAUCUAUGGCAUCUAAUAAAUCAAAAGUUACGAGAUCUGAAAGUACAAAAACUGUUCGUUCAUCUUUUGAAUCCAAAUCAUCGAUGCAUAAUGUUAGUGUAUCGAGUCAAAGAAGAUUUGUUAAUUCCAAAUCCAAUUUAAUAAAAUCUUCAAGUAGCUUAAGAACAAAAGCUGAUACUGAAUUGACAGAUUUCAAAUCAUUGAACUCUUCUAAAAAAAUAACGCAAAAUAUUGUAUCAUCUCUUGGAUCUGAAAUUGAAACCGUAGAUAACAGUGAAUGCAAAUCUUCAACUUUCAUAUCUAAGAACCAAACUUUAAAUCAGUCAUUUACAAAAAAGUCAAAUAUCCGUCAAGAAUUUAAUCCUGAAAUUAAAAACAAUCAAAAAACACGUGAAAAUGUAACUUCAAUAAAAGUUUCAACUUCAACUAAAAUAUCAAACGAAUCAUCAACAAAAUCAAUUACCACCGUAAAUAAAAAAAACUAUUCAAAAAUUGAUCAACUUUCAAGUACUAAGCUAUUAGAUGCAAAACGUUCAUCAAGUAAUAUUUUGACAAGUGUUUUACAUCCACCACUUGAAUCACAAGGUACGAAUAAUAAAUUAUCAGUCACAAAUAAAAUGUUAAAUAAAAAAUUUAAUAAACCAGAAAUAGAUAAAUAUCGUAAAACAACUGUAAAUGAAAAAUUAAAAAAUAAACAAGUGUUGGAAGUACCCGAAACUUCUCCCAAACCUAAAUUAAAAAGUUAUAUGGCGUCUACUGAAUCUCGCAAUAGAAAACUUGAAAAUAUUUCUCAUUUUCACAGUAAAACAUCUGAUGUUUCAACAAAAUAUCAGCGUAUAAUAUCUGAUAAACAAAAGAAAGUUCCUACGUCUCCGUCAAAAAUACCUAUUAAAGAUAAUUCAAAUAAAAUUACAACUAAAAAGAAUUUGUCACUUUUGGAUACACGAUCAGCAUCUGUUUCGGACCCAAGAGUCUUAAGUGCUCCGUCACAAAGAAGUGGUUUUGACUUUAUGUCUUCACCUAGAAAAAUAAGUCCAACAUCAUUACCAGUAAGUCCGGCUCACAGGUGUUUAAAGGCUGAUAAAAAAAUCAGUUCAGUAUUAAUUACAUCAGAAGUCUUCUCAAGCUCCUCAGAUCGUGUUUCAUCUGUAGAAUUAGUAUAUGAGCAACCAAAACGUUCUUCUUGUUCAUCAAUGUCCGAACAACAACCUGCUUCUAUAACAGAAUCAGUAUCAUUAGAUGAUGAGGAAACUACUCAUUCUUCAACCUCAGACACCAAUCGAGAUUCCGAGAUAAACUCAAACAUUUUUGACGAUUCAUCAAUAGAAUUGAAUUUAGUUUUGGACAAUUCAACUCAAUUUUCAUUAUCUAAUGAAAUGUCAGAAGAAAGCAAAAUAAACUUACCCCAGAUUGCAAUAACUGCAUAUGAGUCUAAUGAGGAAGAUAUUGAAGUGACGAAUCUAUUAAAUGGAGCUAAUGAGCAAAAUAAUACUAAGAUACAAGAACCACGAUCAGUUUCUCCUAAACCGAACAAACAUAAAUCAAGAAUUAUAUUGAAAUCACCCAUUACAACACAUUUACAAAAGUCACUUUCUCCUUGUUUGUCAGAUUUGAAUAGCUAUACAGAUGUUGAAGUUAUAUCUGAUUCAGAUGAUGAAAAGUAUUAUAUUCGAACUCCUAAUCUUUCGCCAGGACCUAUAGAUUAUUUCAUUUUGACAGAUGUCGAAGACUUAAGUGAAGAUGAAGGAUAUGAAAAAAACAAUAAGGUUAUAGAUGAACUUACUGAUAUUGAACAUUUCACUGAUGAUAAAGGUAUAAUAAAUGAAGUCGAACACACAGCACCCUCUUUAGAAUCAAUACCUUAUUUUCCACAGCCACAUAGAGAAAUAUUAUUUCACUCAAAAGAUGGGACAAUAAGUGCAUUAUCAUCAACGGAACAAUCAAACCCUAUUUGGCUCAAAUCCCCAAACGAAGAAGUUAAAGGUUUUGAAUCCGAAGAAGAAAUUAUAACAGUUGAAGAACACGGAGACACAGAAUCAUGUUUUAAUAAAAAUAAUACAUAUUACCAUGAUAUAGAUGUAGGUGUAGUGGAAUCUAUAGAAACUGUCAAACAAGAUCGAUGUAAACAUAAAUAUAGAAAUCGAGUAAUGGCAUCAAAAAAAAAUAUAACACCUGAAGCAGAAUUUGGUAAAAAACGAUAUCGAUUAAAAAAUCGAUGUAAUUCAGAAAUAGAAGAAAGUUUUGAAAAACGUUCGGAAGAAAAUAAAAAAAAAACAUUAUCAAAAUACAUGUCUGAACCCACUUUAAGCAAUGUGGCAAUUCCUAAACAAGAUCAAAAUAUUAAGACAAAUAAAAUCAAAAACCAAGAAAAUAAUACAUUUAUAAUACAUGACAACAGAAAUGGUUUUAGUAUUUCUAUUGACUUUCAAAGUCAGAAUUCGGUAUUAUUAAGCGUUGGUAGGGAUUACGGAAAUUUAUCAAUGAGAUGGUUUAAUGAUGGAAUAAUGACAGGGAAUGAAGCUAAUCAAAUUCAACAACAAAAUGCAAAGUCUAUAGAUAAUUCUGAGCGCAGCCCAGAAUUAACAACUAACGCCAACAACUUAGCACUACAAAACUCCAUAGAUAAAAUCCCACCUAAACCAAAUCCUAGACAUUCCAUUGACAGUAGUGUUACGGCUUCUUUAGAUGAAGAUGAUGUAAACUAUACUACAAAAAAACAAUUUUGGGAAGAAAUAACCAAAACUAAUCAACCUCCUCUACCAAAACCUAGAUAUAGUAUUUCAUUACCAAUAAAAGAUUCAAAAAUAACUGUAACGAAAAAUGCUUCUUUAGAACUCUUCGAAAAUUCAUUCGGUGCUUCUGAUAAUACAGAAGUGCCUGAAAUGAUCAACAAACCAAUGACAAGUAACCAAACUACAGAAAAAACUGUAGUUUCUGAGUUCACUUGUCUGAAGUCGGAAUUACUCGAUGAACAACCACAUAUACCACAACUAGAAACAAAUGAUGUUAAAGAAACUAAACGAUUAGAUUCUGAAACAGAAUAUAUUAUUAAAUAUGGAGAAGAAUCAUUAGCAUUUGAAAAUGAAGGGUUUCAAGAAGAUGUUUUUGAUGAUAAAAUUUCCACUAAAACGGAAAAUUCUCAGUUUUCAAAUAAAAAAAAAAUGGACACAAAAAAUAGAUCAAUGUCAUUACCAUCUCAUCAAAUUGAACAUGUUUCCUCUAAAAAGUAUAUUCAGCAAAUUAAACCACAAAUGGAAGGUAUACAAAUGGAACAAGAAUCCUCACCUGAACAUAAAUCUUUGAAAUCUACAACACAUCAACAAUCUCCAAGCCAAGAAGUUCUUAUUAAUCGCCAAAUUCAUAAACACAUUUUUUCUAAUGAAUUAGACGAGCAAAUAGAUUCAUUAAUACCAGAAGAAAAAUAUUUAGGCUUAAAAUGUGAAAAAAGUAUUUCAAUAAACUCAAUACAUUCGUCAUCUGAUAAAAUUUCUGGAAGUACAAGUGAAAAAUCAAUUACAAAAACCGAAUCUGCUGAAUCAUCUGUUCUUGAUGAUUUGCCGGAAGAAAUUAAAUUAAACAAAGUCAUUUCAAAACAAUCAAAAGACAAAAAUUCAUCAAGUUUAACUCAGGAUCAUAUUGAUGAAAUUCCUUCUGACACUUGUUCGUUUAUUGAAGAAAAAGAAAAAUCUAUUUUACAAACUGAAUCAAUUGACUCUUCAAUGAUUGAUGACGAAUUACAUCAUGAAAUAGAAAACGAAAAAAAAAUGAGUUCACAAAUCAUACCAGAUCGUAUUAUUCACACUCCAGAAGAACACAUUCCAGACACAAUAUGGGAAGUUACACAACUCGGAACGGAUGAACAAGAUUUAGAGAACAUUGAUAUCAAAGAUCAAUGUCUUUUCCAUCAAAAUUUUGUUCAACAAGUCGAUUCUAUAGAAUCUCUCGAAAACACAAAAAAAGAAAUGACUGGAGAAUUGGCGAGAACUAUAGCUGAACAAUUAAUUAAUGAAAUUGAAAUCGAGCUUACAAAACGUCACGAUGUGUUGGCCAACUUACAUCAUUUAAUGAUGUCACCUGAUCAAUUUCAACAACUAGAAAAUAGUGGAUAUUUAGAUAUGGAAGGAGAAGAUUUGCAAUUAAAAAUUAUGGAAUCAGUAUUAGCAAAAAAAUCCAGGGACCAAUUAAAAAGUAUAUCAAAACAUGAUACAAUUACUUCAAGCAUUGAAAUUACAGACGAGGAUUUAAAAAGCAGUGGUUUUGAAAUAGAAUACGAAGGAAUAACAAAAUCACAUAUCACUGAGCAUACUAUUCCAGAAAGUGAUUACGAAAAAUCUAAAACAAAUCCCUCCAAUAAAGACCCGGAUAUGUUUAAUGAAUAUGGACAAUCUUCACAUGAUGAAAAAGAAAAUUAUUAUAAAGAGGCAAACGAUAAUUUAAUUAUUGAAGCUUAUAUAAAAGAACAACAAAAUGAAAACGAUAAACGAAUAGAAUCUCAACAAAAAGAUUAUUUUUCGAGUGGACAGGUUGAUCAUAAAUUAAUGUCUCGUAAUUACUACAAAGAUACUAAAACUGAUGUUCUUGAAAAUAAAAUAAUUAAUGUAAAUGAUCAAAAAAUAGAAACACAGGAGCUUGGGUCAUAUUACAAUUCCAAUGAUGAUAAUAGUGUACACGAUAUUCUUAAUACGAGUAAAACGUCAGAUACUGAAAAAGGAAAAAUAGUCAAAGAACAUUUUGUAGAAAAUGAUAGUCAUAAAUUUCACUCUAAAGAAUGUUUUGAAGUGAAAAAUAAACAAGUGAUACAUGGGAAGACUGGAAAUAUUAUUAACAAUGAAAAACACGUUGAUACAUUGAUAAAAGAUUUCGAUGAUGAAUUGAUAAAAGAAAAACAGCACUCAGAACAAAUCACAGAUGAUGGAUUGGAAAUCUGUAAUAUAGACAGAAAAGAAUACCGAGCAACAUCUUGUAUUUUGAAAGAAACUGUGAACGAUUAUAAAAACGAAGUAACAUUAAUAAAAGAAUUCGAGCCAUGUUCAUCAAAGUCACUGACCAAACAAUUAAGCACGGAAUCUUCUCCUUCAAAAGAAAAUUCUGUACACUCACCAACUUCCCCAUCAUCAUCUUCGGUUGAUAUUCGUGAAGAAAAACGAGUGAAUUUUGACACCGUUGUCUUAAGAAAAGCUGAUUCUAUUAAUAUAAAUAAACUAUCAACAAAAAAACCUGCAGAUUCCAGUUCAAGUGAUAGCCAUUAUCAUUCAUUUGAUCUCACGUCAUCUAGCAGACCAUGUUCGUCAGACGUGGAUGGGCUUUUAGCUGGAUCUUCUGAAUAUGAAUCUGCAAUUUCAGUACCAUCAAAUGAGUAUCACACAGCAAUAAGUUCGCUGAGCUCAAGAGAAUCAAUGAAAUCUCUAGAUUCAGAAAGCUCUGGAAACCUUGCUUCAGUGGAAAACAGUGAAGCAUCUGAAACACUUAUUGCAUCAACUGGAGAUUUAGAUUUUGACCAAGAAGGUACAAACUCAAUUUUAGAAGAUGAAGAUAAAAUAGAACCAUACGAACAAGAAAUACCUAUGCAUAUAAUUAGAGGAGAAUCCUUACCAAUAAUAGCAGAGCUAACUGAAAUGAAGUACAGUUGCAUGUAUAAAACUCAACCAUUUUCUCAACCAGCUAUUAAUAGUGAAAAAAAUAUGCAAAAAAUGAAAAGAUCACAUGAAAUGACUUUUCAUCCUAUGCCGAAACAUAUAACUAGUGACAGCUUAUCCGAUUCAUCAUCACAUGAAGAAAAAUUAUUUUCUAGUGAAGAUGCUAGUAUGAGUAUAUCAAGUACAGAAGGCCAAGCAAUCCAAACUGUUGUUGAAGCAAUGAAUGGAUUUCCUGAAUCUGGAACAUGCAGUUUUAGUUUCAGUGAUGAAAAUACAAAAUCUGUUGAAACUUUGACUAUACAAAAUGAAGAUGAAUAUCAUGACAAUGACAACAAAUGUGUAACAAUUCUAUCAUCCUCAGUACCAACAGAAUAUGGUAUUAAUCAUAAUGUAUGUACUCAAAUGACUACAAAGUCAGAAGAUGUACAAAAAAAAGGACACCGAAGAAAUAGUAGUUCAUUUAGUAAGAUACUGAUGGAAGAUUUGGAUACUAUCGAAAACAAAGAAAUUGUAGAUACAGAUGCAUUAAAAGAAUGUACAGUUUAUAACCAACAUUCAGACCAUAUUCAAGAUGUAUCUAAAAAAAAAAUUGAAAAUAUACCAUCAAAAGAUGCACAUAUUUUGGAUUUAGAAAAAGAAAUUCCUUUAAUACAUGAUAAACACAAUUUUGAUAUGCAUGGAAAUAUAUCUGAUAAACAUAGUUUUGAUCAUAUUGAUGAUAUUGCCGAAUCAGAUGCCGCUUUUCAAAUGGUACCUCAUGUAUCACCAGCAAUACCCGCUUCUUUACCUCCCACAAUACCAGAGGAUCCCUUUUCAGAAGAUGAGGAUGAUUUAAUAGACAAUUCUACAGAUACGGUUCCUAAUAUUAUGAUAACAGAACAUAUGGCUCCUUUGAUUGAUCGAGGUUUUCAUUACCCUGACUUGGACCUAGAAGCUAAGGAACUCGAAAUUAAAUCAUCAACCCCACAAACCCCUGCAUCAAUUAGUAGUAAAGAAUCAUCAGAUACAGAUCAGGGUAGAGAAUACAUAAUAAAUGAAGAGUAUGACCCACACGAAGAACCUUCAUGGACUGGUGAGGAACAAACAGUUCUUGAAAAUGUUGAAGAAAUAGAAGAAAAAGAAUCUGUUUCUUUAAGUGAAUCUUUCGAAUUGGUUGAUAAUAUUGAAGAAAAUCUUGUAGACAGCUCAGAAGAUGAAUUUGUAGUUAUAGAAGAAAUAGGAAAAGAAGCUAAAGAAGAAGAUUCUGAAGGAAAAGCAAUACAAAUUGAAAGAAAAACUAAAAUCAUUCAUAAAAAUGUAAGCAUCACUAGUUCACCUCAACAUGAAUCAGACUCUGAAAGUCCAGGAUCAAAAAGUCAACUUGAAUUGGAAUUUACAAAUCAAAAAUGGGUGGAACUUCAAUUUGAAGAUGACAACACUAUAAAUGAAGUAUAUGGAUAUAAUAUAGAGUAUGAAAGACCCCCUCUUGAAGAUAUCAAAGAAGAAGAUACAGACGAUUUGCAAAGCAGUAAAGUUGGGAGUAUUGGCAGUCAAGUCAGUCAUUCAAUUGAUAGUUUUGGUAGCAUGAAAGAAUCGUUUAGCAGCACUCCAGAAAGUAAAAAAUACUUAGGAAAAUCGUUAGAAAAUGAUAAUAUAUCUGUGAAUUCCCUACAAGAAUUUGAAAGGUUAGAGCAGUUGGUAAGAAUUGAAUCAAUGAAAGCUAAGUCUUCGGGAUCUUUAGCAUCUACUACAAGUUCUUCUAAUAGUAGAAAGGAUGAUUUAUCAUUAACUUCUCUUAAAGAUUUUGAAACAAUAGAAGCAGCUUGUUUUAAAACUGAGUUGAUUGAAAACAAGGCUUUAGCUACUGAAAAAUCAUUAGAUGACGAAGAGGGGAUGUUUAAAAUUAAUGAAAUAAUCAAAGAAGCUGAGAUAAACUUAGAACAAAACGAAGAUUAUUCUGAAAAACAUAUAUCAGAAGAUGAUAAUUUAACUAGUACAGAAUCUCUUGACUUAAAAACAAUUGUUACUGAAAUGAAAGUGUCAGCUUCUCUUGAGCAUAUGCCAAAUAUUGGGUGUGUUGAAGGAAAACAAAUUGAUUAUGAUGACUGCAUGAACUCAAGUGUUUCAAGUCGUGGUUUUAGUAGUCCAAUUAUGGAUGACCAUUCUAAAGAGUCAUCAUACAGAAACAGUUUAAUUUUAGGUAGUAAUGAUUCACUAGGACCAAUAAGUUCCACAUCGACGAAUGCCACUUACCACUGUGAAACCGGAUCUAACAUGUCUUCUAGUUUCACAAGUGGAGGUUCCAAUACUAUGGUAUCUAGUAUGGAAGGCCUAGACAAAACUGAAAACAAACACGAUUGGUUUGACGAAAAUGAAACUUUUGAAACAUAUAAAAAGGAUUCAGGUGGAACAGAAUUCACUCACAAAAUCAUACGAUUGCCUGCUGAAAUACAUAAAGUAACGGCAAAAGGACCCGAAAAAGAAAAAAUUAUUGAAGAUUUUGUAGAAUACUUUACACCUGGUGAAUUCCAAGAGGAUAUAGAACGUACAGAUGAGCAUGGAAAUAUAUUUGUCACACGAAUUGUACAAAAACGAAUGGUUUUUGAUACUGAAGAACUAGCAAAUAAAGGUGUUUCUGAAGACGAAUUAAACGAAUGUUUGAGAAAACUUUCUAAAGAUGCCCCUAGUGGAUUUGAAAUCAGUAAGAAAACGUCAACACAUAUUUCAGGUUCGUCUGAAGAGAUAACAGAAGCAUCAAAUAAUGAUACAAGAAAAGAGUUGCAAGUGGCUGCAUCAAAACCGGAAUUGAAGUGUGAAAUUAGUAUGGACGACGAUACAGAAAUAGAUCUACGCGAGCAUGACUGGCGCUUUCAACAUCAAAUAAAUACUGAAACUGAUGAUAUAACAAAGCCAAGUACAUCUGGAUGGACUGGAAAAUCAAAACCGAAAGAAAAUGUAUCUGAACUGUGAAGACAAUGUAAUAUGAUUUUGAAUUUUAAUAAUAAAUUGUUCAUCACUAUUAUUAUUAGAAAAUAUUAUUAAUAAUGUAAAAACAUUUAGUAGAUCAAUCUGAAAAAUAUAUGUAAAUGGAAAGCUACAUUCCAAUGAAUAUUUGAAUACAUGUACUUACUUAAAACAUUAAUAAAUAUAAUAAGUUAUCAUCAUUUAGGUACCUACUACCAGUACUACCUAUACCUACCUAGAAAUACCAUUUCAUUUCAUUUUGCAAUUUAAUUAAUUUUAAGAAUAGGUACAUUAUUGUUUGUACCUACAUAAUUUGCAUAUUUUUGAAUAUUUAUUUUUAAAAUAAUGAAUUAUUAUUUAGAUAAUUAUUAUUAUAUGUAUUCGAGUAUUUCAUAUGACAUUGAAAUUAACAAUUUUUAUUUAUGUUAUAUCGCUUACCAUUUGUCUCGUUUGUCUUACAAAUACUUUACUAUAUAUAUAUACCUACCUACAUGGCUACAUAAUAUAGAAGUUAGUCAAACCUAUUAUACCUAUACUUAAUUUUAUAUAUAUAUAAUAAAUAUGUAUAUAUAAUAAUAUAUAUACAUAUUAUUAUUAUUCAUAUUAUCCCAUUAUUAUAACUUACUAUUGAUAUUUUUAUUUGAACUACAAAAUAAUUCAUUGUUACCUAUUUUAUGUCAUACUUAAUAAAAUUUUGUCAUCUUGUAUAAAAUUUACUUUUAAAUAAAAUGACAGCCCAUUGCAAUUAAAAUGAAUAGGCAAAAACAUAUUGUUAUUGUAUCUAUAUAGGCUGUGCGUUAUUUUUGAUGAAUGAAUAUGAUGCUUUUAAUAAUCAUUAAA